AUGGCGUCGAACAAUACUGACGAGAAUGGGGGCCAAUCUUAUACCCCAAUUGCCAUAUGUGGUAUUGGCAUCCGGCUUCCUGGAGGCAUUCACAAUGCUGACCAACUGUGGGAGUUCAUCGCCACUGGUUGCGACUCUCCGAGCCCGCCACGAUUAGGUGGCGAUUGUCAGAAGGACCAGGGCCCAGUUGGUGCCUCGUUUUUCUUCACGACCAGCGAACAGGCCGAGGGCUGUACGCUGCAGCAGGCGCAGCUUCUGGAAGUGACUCGCGAAUGCCUUGAGGACGCGUGCGAGAUCAAUUACCAGGGCGAAGAUGCUUGUGUUGGUUGUUAUGUUGGCAUGCUUGAAGAUGUCGACGCAUCUAUGAUAUCCUCGAAGAAUGACUUGAAAGGGCCAUGCAUGGUUGCCAAGUCGUCACCAUCGCCAUCUCUUGUGGCUCUGCAUGAGGCUUGCUGCGCUGUGCAAUCCGGCGACGCUAGAUCUGCAGUGGUUGUAGGAUCUAGCUUGGUGCUUGACAUUGAAGAUGGAGCCAAACCGGUUGAGGCAGUGUCAGCUGUGUAUAUCAAGAUGUUGCCUGAUGCCAUCCGUGAUGGUAACCCAAUCCGUGCAGUCGUUCGAGCAUCCAGUGCAGGAAAUAUUGCGGGUGACCAAAGCUCUGGAUCCGAUGUACCUGGGGAGGCCGCACCUGGCCUUACAAGCUUGAUCAAGGCUGUGGUAACCCUGGAGAAUCGUGCUACUCCUCUAAAUGCUUCUUCUGGAUCCUCUAAUGUGGACUCGUCCGAUCAUACCGAGGGAAUCAGCAUCAAUUCUUCUGGCGCUGAUGGAUGUGGCAUCCAAGUUAUUAUCGGAUAUUAUCCUCAAUCUGCUCCAAUUAGAUUCGAGGCUCGACCAGAACUUGUUCUUUUUUCUGCACACAACGUGUCGUCUUUGGCCAAACAAAUAGAGCUCCAUCGUUUGUAUGCCCAGUCUCACCCAAGACAGGCAGCUGAUAUCGCUUUCACUCGCGCCCUGCGGCGCGAGACUCUGGAAUAUAAGGCAUUUUCCAUUCUUUCCAAUUCAUCUUUUACCAACACCUCAAACUAUGCCAAGUCUUCUGCACAGACUUCGGCCAUCACCAUGAUUUUCAACGGCCAGGGUGCUCAGUGGGCAGGAAUGGGCAAGGAGCUCAUCCAGGCUGACCCGGAGUUUCGAGAGGAUAUUGAGAAGAUGGAUGCUGUUUUGAAGGGAUUGAAGAUACCGCCUACCUGGUCGAUCCAAGAAGAGCUUCUCCGUGAUGCUGCCGAUCCCGAGAACAGGAUAAAUUCAUCACAGCUCUCCUAUCCUCUCAGUACAGCUCUGCAAAUCGCUCUUGUUAAUCGCUUUGAGCGCCUUGGUGUUACGCCUAAGGUGGUCAUUGGUCAUUCUAGUGGUGAAAUCGCCGCCGCUUAUGCAGCGGGCUUCCUUUCCUUUGAAGACGCUAUCGCUAUUGCUUACUACUAUGGCCAUAUCACUACCAAGAACUUGAAGGAUGGCGGCAUGGGUGUGAUAAGCUUGGGCGUUGAAGAAACGAAAAAGUUUUUGGAACAAAAUACAGUGAUUGCUUGUGAAAACUCUCCCACUAGUACCACUAUUUCUGGUGAUCGUGAGGCGGUUGAACGAGUUUUGAGGUCCGUCAAGGCAGCCAAGCCUGAUGUGACUGCUCGUGCUUUGCGCAUUGAUGUUGCCUAUCACUCUCAUCAUAUGGCUCCUCUUGCGAGUGAUCUGCUUGAGCUUUUGAAGGCCGAAAAGAUUGCUUCACAGGCGCCUAAGAAGAGCAAGGCCAUCUUUGUGUCUACUGUCAGUGAGAAGGUCCUCAAAGAGCAGAGUGAUUUUGGUGCAGCAUACUGGAUCUCCAACUUGGUGUCCCGAGUCCGAUUCAGCACUGCCAUCUCUAAAUUUCUCGAGUUAUCUUCCGAGGAGCCAUUGUUUCUGGAAAUUGGACCGCAUUCUGCCCUAUCAGUCCCUCUGUCCCAGAUUUGUGCAGCUUCAAAUAUUCAAUAUAGCUAUAUUUCGUCCCAAACUCGCGGCGCGGAUAGUUUAAUGAGCUUUCUUUCUGCUGUUGGACGGUUGUGGCAAGAAUCGACUGAUCUGAAUUUGGCCCCAUUAUUUACUAAUGGUAAGGCACUUUCUGGAUUGCCUCAAUAUCCAUGGAGUCACGGCAACUCUGACGAGAGCUCCGAUGCCACUUAUCUAUCUGCUCAUGGUAAACGGGCACGCAUUAUUGAACAGGCCAGUUCUUUGGAGAGUGAACUUGCAGAUGAUGAAAUUCCAACAACCGAGCUGGAAAUUGUUCUUCGAGCUAUCUGGGUUGAUAUCCUCCGAGACGUAAUUCGAAUCCGCAUUCAAGAUAUCGGGAAGAAACACAGUUUCUUCUUGCUUGGUGGCGACUCCCUGGCAACCAUUGAGCUUGUUACGGCUGCUUAUCAGCACGGUAUUCGUCUUAGUCCGGCUGCAAUUUCCGACAAUGCUGAGCUUGCUCAGAUGGCUGCGGCGGCAACCAUUGAGGACGAUGCCACAAUGAUGGCCGAAAUAAAACCUUUCGGCCUGAUUAAAGAUGACAAGGCCUACAUCAUAAAUAAUAUUCGGAAAGAGUGCAAGUUUACGGCAACUGAAACAAUUGAGGAUGUCUAUCCGUGUACAACUCUCCAGGAAGGCUUCAUGGCUUUAGGUAUGAAGCAGCCGGGCUCUUAUAUUCACAGGGUUGUGUAUAAGCUGAUGCCUGACAUCGAUGUUGAUCGAUUCAUUGCUUCCUGGGAGGCUACUAUUAACCAAUGUGGCAGCUUGCGUUCUCGAGUUAUCCUCCUCGGCGGUCAAGCUCUUCAAGCUGUGAUAACUGAGGAUACCGCUUGGGAGCAUCUUCCGCCUGGUUUGGAUAUCCACACCUUCCUGAAUCGAACGCGAAGCAUUAGCAUGAGCUAUGGUGAGCGCUUGAGUAGACAUGCUCUGGUUCGAAAUAGCAAUGGUGGCGUCUAUUUCGUGUGGCUAAUUCACCAUGCGGUGUUCGACGGUCUGACCAUGCGAAUCGUUCUUGAUGCUCUCUACCACGCCUACCGAGACAAUGACACUAGGGCUUUGCGGCCGUAUUCCAACUUCAUCCGCUAUGUCGAAUCUCUUGACUCCACUGCCUCUGCCGAAUACUGGCAUAAAGAACUUAAUGGUGCUCAGCGCGCUCAUUUCCCUCCCGCCAGGCUUUCUGCUACCUCCGAAGACAAGGUCAUGAAGAGGACGAUGCCUUUCCAUAACACGAAAAACUCUUCUGUCACUACAGCCACGACCCUUCGUGCGGCCUGGGCUCUUCUCCUUGCUAGCUAUUGCGACUCUGAUGAUGUAUGUUUCGGUACUACAUUGUCAGGACGUCAAGCUGCGGUGCCUGGAUUGAGUGAGAUUCCCGGACCAAUGAUUGCCACUGUUCCUAUCCGCGUCAAAAUUGACCGCAGUAUGAGUGUGUUGUCUUUUCUUGAGAAAAUUCAGGCUCAGGCUGCGGAAAUGGUUGCUCAUGAACAGUAUGGUCUUCAGAAUAUCUCAAAAUUAAGCCAGGAUGCUGAGGAAGCAUGCGACUUCUCUAACUUGAUCGUCAUUCAGCCAAACAGCCAUUUGACAUCCAUCGCUGAUACUGCCUCUGAUGCUAUCUUGCAACAGGGUCCCAUUGAAAAAGCUCUCUCAGAAGAGGCAAUGCGUAAUUACUUUAACUAUCCCCUCGUUUUGCAGCCUCGUAUUGGCGAUGACAGCAUUGAGUUGGAUUUGACUUACUACGCCGACGCAAUCACCGAGGGCCAGCUUGAGGCUCUGUGUGUUCAUUAUGAGCACAUUGUCCAGCAAUUGCUUGCACCUACCGACAUGCCUCUGAGUGCUCUUUCGGUUUCCGACUCAUGGGACUUGGAGAAAUCCCUUAGGGCUAACAGCGAGACACCCGAGAUUGUCGACUUGUGUCUUCAUCAACUUAUUGAGAGACAGGCAAAGAAUCGCCCUAACGCCACCGCUAUUCAAGCUUGGGACUUAGAGCUUACCUACUUGGAACUCGAUCGUGCUGCUAACCGCCUCGCACACCAUCUUGUUAAGUCUUGUGGGGUCAGAGAUCAAGAUCUCGUGCACGUAUGCUUUGAGAAAUCAGCUUGGUUUUUCGUGUCUAUCAUAGCCGUCAAUAAAGCUGGUGCUACGUGGAUUCCUCUGGAUCCAUCACACCCAAUUCAGAGACAGCAACAAGUUGUCUCGCAGACGAAGGCAGCUCUGGCCUUGGCUUCCAUCAGCAAUGUUGAUAUGUGUUCUAAGUUGAUUGGUAACGUCGUCGAAGUGUCGCAUACUCUGGAUGAGGCGCUGGCCCAGACGGAGAUGAGCUCGCAUGGACCGGUCAGUAAUGUGUCGCCGCGUAAUGCCGCUUAUGUUCUGUCUACUUCUGGAAGUACUGGAACGCCAAAGGGCCUGGUUAUGCAACAUCAAGCCGUCUGCACUUCACAGACAGCUAUCACAAAGCGUCUUAGAAUGACCUCUGACGUAAAAAUGCUCCAGUUUGCCUCCUUUGUUUUUGAUCUCUCUAUUGGUGAGAUUUUUGGUCCCUGGGUUGUUGGUGGUUGUAUCUGUGUUCCGUCAGAAGAAACACGGAUGAAUGACUUAGUUAACUUCAUUAAUACAAUGAAGAUCAACUGGGCAUAUCUAACCCCCUCAUUUGCGCGGACCUUAAAUCCUGUUGACGUUCCUGGCUUGGAACUGCUAUUAUUUGCUGGUGAGGCUGUUAGGAGAGAUGUGUUUGAAGCUUGGUUCGGAAGGCUGAGGCUGAUCAAUGGUUGGGGUCCCGCCGAGACUUGUGUGUUCUCAACUCUCCAUGAGUGGAAAAGUCUCGAUGAAUCUCCAUUAACGAUCGGUCGACCAGUUGGUGGCCACUGCUGGAUUGUUGAUCCGCAGGAUCCGCAGCGAUUAGCUCCUAUCGGAACCUUUGGUGAAGUUGUGAUCCAGGGACCAACUAUCCUUCGCGAGUACCUUGCUGAUUUUACUAAGACUGAGUCUUCGAUGGUCCGGAGUCUCCCUGAGUGGGUACCAAAUCGUACUUCUACACACUGGGAUCGAUUUUACAAGUCUGGUGACCUGUGUCGAUAUAAUGCCGAUGGUACGAUGGAAUUUGGAUCUCGCAAAGAUGGCCAGGUCAAAAUUCGAGGUCUCCGUGUGGAGCUUGGAGAAAUCGAACAUCACAUCCGUGAGGCCUUGGAGGGCGUUAAGCAGGUCGCUGUUGAUGUGGCUAACGGAGAUGGUGGCGCAAUCAUUGUGUCCUAUUUUUGCUUUACAGAUGAAACUCGUACCGCUGGCAAGAACUACGAGACGAACGUGAGGGAUAUAUUUGCCCCGAUGACUUCUGAUCUCCAGAGCCAACUUACUGCUUUGGUUGGUCAGCUCGGCGUGACACUUCCUCGCUACAUGAUCCCAACAAUGUUUAUCCCCUGUUGUUAUAUGCCCUUUAUCACCUCGACAAAAUUGGACAUGAAGCUUUUGCGACUCGCGAUGUCCGAACUUAGCAAGCAAGAUGUCGCGAGAUACUCCCUUGUGGAUAGUAAGAAGCGCGCACCAGAAAAUGAGAUGGAGACUCGUAUCCAGGCGAUCUGGGCCGACCUCCUCAAGUUGCCGACCUCCUCCAUUGGUCGAGAUGACAGCUUUUUGAGGAUGGGAGGUGACUCGAUCGCUGCAAUCUACUUUGUGUCUGCAGCCCGCGACGCCGGAAUCUCCAUUGCCGUCAAAGAUGUUUUCGACGACCCCCGUCUGUUCCAAGUAGCUUCCAGGGCUACUAUUCUUGCCAACAAGGCUAAAUCUUCUCAGGUCAAGCCUUUUAGCCUCCUCACAGAAACUCUGAGCAAACUUAUGCAGAGUGAUGGUGUUCGAACUAAAUAUGGCCUUGGAAAAGACCAAAUUAUUGAGGACGCUUAUCCUUGCACACCCCUUCAAGAAGGUCUUAUGGCCCUCACUGCAAAACAACCGGGUUCUUAUAUAUCGAAGUGGUACCAUCGAGUCCCAAAGUAUAUUGAUAUCGCCAAAUUCAAGGCUGCUUGGAAAGAAGCUGUGGAGCGUAACGCCACUUUGAGAACCCGAGUUAUGCUUGAAGACGGCUGUGCAGUGCAAGCUGUCGUCAUGAACGAUAGCGACUGGGAGGAUACUACUGGCCAUGAUCUUGAGUCCUAUAAAGGCUUGAUUCACCAGUUUGAUAUAGGAUAUGGAACUCGCCUGACUCGAUUUGCUCUUGUAGAGGAUAAAGAUGACAUCUACUUUGUCUGGAUCAUCCACCAUGCUAUCAAUGACGGCUGGAGCAUGCGCAUCGUCCUGGAUUGCGUCUAUAACACUUACCACGGACGUCCUGUUUCCACUAUAUCUCCCUAUUCUAACUUCAUCAAAUACCUUAGCAAUAUAGAUGGGGAGACGGCCGCUAACUUCUGGAGAUCCAAUCUGUCUGGCGCUCAACGACCCAGCUACCCUGCUACUGGAAAAUAUAUUGCUGCUGAUAAGUCUGAAGGCGCAGUUCGUGUAAUUGAUCGUUUGGUGUCUUUUUCCGAUCAGAAAGACUCCUCAAUCACGAUGGCUACUAUCCUUCGCGCUGCCUGGGCAAUCGUCCUGGGCCGACACUGCGAUACUCGUGAUGUGUGCUAUGGUGCCACUGUUUCGGGUCGCCAGGCUGCCAUGGACGGUCUUUUGUCAACCCCGGGCGCUGUUAUUGCCACCAUUCCGAUUCGAAUCCAUCUAGACGCUGAACAGCCUGUGAGUAAAAUGCUGCAAGAUCUCCAGGCUCACGCGCUGGACAUGGUUCCGUAUGAACAGUAUGGUCUGCACAACAUUUCUAAGCUCAGCCCUGAAGCCCGAGAAGCUUGCGACUUCACAUCUUUACUGGUUAUUCAGCCCAAGGAGCAAGAAAGCACCAUAUUCAACACUAAAGAUGGUCUACUUCAGACAGGGGACGAAGAAGAUCAUCUGAUGAUCGAGUCCAUGAACAACUACUUUAGCUACCCGUUGGUUAUGCUUAGCUACAUGGCCGAACAGAGCGUGAGACAAAGGUUUUUGUACAACCCUGCCGUCCUGUCCGAGGCUGAAAUUGAAGCCGUUUCCUAUCAGUUUGAACAUGUGGUUCAGCAGCUUUUGAAUCCUGGUGACAAACUAAUCAGUGAUAUCUCUGUUGUUGGCCCUUGGGACCUUGAGCAGAGUCUCAAAGCCAAUAGUGAAAUUCCUGACGUUAUCGAUUCUUGUAUUCACGAAUUGAUUGAGAAACAGGCCGUUGAGCGGCCAGACUCCCUCGCUAUUGUUGGGUGGGACGGAACUUUUACCUAUACUGAAUUAGUUGAAGCGGCCAAUCGAUUGGCAAACUAUCUCACCAAGAAUUUUACCAUCAAAACUGAUGAGUUGAUACCUGUUUGUUUUGAAAAAUCGUCAUGGUAUAUCGUCGCAAUCCUCGCAAUCAACAAAGUUGGGGCCGGUUGGGUUCCCCUCGAUCCAUCUCAUCCUGAGCAACGUUUGCGCCAAGUUGUUAGUCAGAUCCGAGCAAAAAUUGUGCUAUGCUCCCCGUCCAAUGCCUAUAUUUGCAAUGGGUUUGGCCUGACUGUCAUCGAGAUCAGCUCUGUUUUCAACCAGAAGCUUGUGGAGAGUGGUGUGACCAGCACCACUGGGCCAGCUACCAAAGUGACGCCCCGAAAUAUUGCUUACGUCCUUUUCACCUCGGGUUCUACGGGCACCCCUAAGGGCUUAGUUAUGGAGCACGUUUCCGUGUGUACCUCGCAGACCGCUAUUAGCCAGAGACUUGAAUUAACUACCGACGUUCGCAUGCUACAGUUUUCAGCCUUUGUUUUCGAUAUAUCUGUUGGUGAAAUUGUAGCGACGUUAAUCUCAGGCGCCUCUUUAUACAUUCCAGAUGAAAACACACGUUUGAACAACCUACCAAACUUCAUCCAGAAUAAUAAUAUCAACUGUGCAAUGCUUACAUCAUCGUUCCUUCGUACUAUUAAGCCGGCGGACGUUCCUGCCCUAGAGCUCUUGGUUUUUGUGGGCGAGGCUCCCGCUCGCGAUGUGUUUGAAACCUGGUUUGGAAAGGUCAGGCUUAUCAACGGUUGGGGUCCCGCUGAGACCUGUGUUUUGUCAACAAUUCAUGAGUAUCAGUCCAUUGACGAAAAUUGCCUUACUAUCGGUCGGCCUGUUGGCGGCUUUUGCUGGAUUGUAGACUCAGAUAAUCCUCAGAGGUUAGCCCCUACAGGUGCUAUCGGCGAGCUUGUUGUUCAAGGUCCGACCCUGUUGCGCGAAUACCUUGCCGACUCUGAGAAAACCAAAUUAGCGAUUGUAUAUGAUCUACCAGAUUGGGCUCCACGCCGCGAGUCUCAAUACUGGAAUAGAUUUUAUAAGUCCGGCGAUUUGUGCUAUUACAAUCCGGAUGGUGCAAUCGAAUAUUUAACUCGCAAGGAUACACAAGUUAAGAUUCGCGGCCUUAGGGUUGAAUUAGGCGAAAUUGAGUAUCAUCUGCAGCAUGCUAUUAAUGAAAUUCGCCAAGUCGCAGUUGAUGUGAUUAAUGGUGAAAAUGGCUCCAGUCUCGUUGCUUACUUCUCCUUUAAUGAAGAAAGCAAGACAGCUGAUGCUCGUGUUCAAGAUGAUGACAAGGGCCCAUUUAUGUCGAUUGAUGAAGACCUUCAGGCCCGUAUCAUUACUGCAUCUGGCGAAUUAAGGGUUGUUCUCCCGUCCUACAUGGUUCCAACCUUCUUUAUUCCCUGCAGCUACCUUCCAACUAGUACCUCCGUUAAGCUUGACCGCAAGGCGCUGAAGGGAUAUACCGCUGCGUUAUCUGCCGAUGAGUUGUCGAAAUACUCUCUUAUCAGCGGCAAAAAGAGGGCACCAGAGACUCCUAUGGAAAGCCAGCUACAGCAGAUUUGGGCCGGAAUUCUUAAUAUUUCUAUGGAAUCAAUUGGACGCGAUGAUAGCUUCCUCAGCCUCGGUGGCGACUCUAUUACGGCCAUUCAUUUGGCCAAUGCUAUGCGAGAAUAUGGUAUCUCAUUAACUGUGAAAGACAUCUUCGAUGAUCCCCGCUUGCUCUCUGUGGCUAGCAAGACCAACGAGAUUAGCCAAGAGACCGUAAUUGAAGAGAUUGAGCAAUUCAGCCUUUUAGAAGAAGAUACGCGAGAAGUUAUUCUCUCCGAUGAUCUUCGAGAAAAGCUUAAUCUUUCUGAACAUCAGGAAGUUGAAGAUGCUUAUCCUUGCAGUAAACUUCAGGAAGGCCUCAUGGCUCUAUCUGUGAAACAGCCGGGAUCAUACGUCGCCAAGUAUACUUACCGCCUUCCCGAUCAUGUUGACCUCCAGGAAUUCAGGGAAGCCUGGAAGUUCACUUCAUCUGCUAUUGAAGCUCUCCGCACCCGUUUCGUGAUGAUUGAUGAUACCUGCGUUCAGGUUGUGAUUAACGAGGAGUUUUCUUGGGAGACUGCCACAGUCGAUGACAUUCGCACGGCUAUCGCAUCGGCUCAAUCUCUCCGAAUGACAUAUGGUACACCUCUAUCUCGUUUUAUGAUUCUUGAGGACCAAGAUGGAAGAAAUUAUUUCUUGUGGGCUAUCCACCAUUCGGUUCAUGAUGGUUGGUCGCUGAGAAUUAUUCUGGAGACCCUGUGGCGAGAAUAUAAAGGUCGAAGUUCGACGACUAUUAUCCCAUAUAACGGCUUCAUUAGUUAUACCCUGAACCUCGACGCUGAGGCGGCUGCUGAUUACUGGAGAGGUCAGCUUGAGAGCGCUAAAAAGGCCAGCUUCCCAGCUGCUGCCAUUGCUCCCGGCCAGACAACACAUAAAACUCGCAUGAUGACAAAAUCUAUUCCCUUCCCCGCCUCUAUAAAUCCGGCCAUCACUAAGGCGACAGUUCUCCGGGCAGCUUGGGCUAUUAUUCUUGCCCGCUACUGCGAUACUGACGACGUGACCUUUGGUUCUACCAUUUCUGGUAGGCAGGCCGCGGUUCCAGGUUUAACCGAAAUGGCUGGUCCAGCUGUUGCUACUGUUCCCGUCCGUGUCCGUCUCGAUUACGAGCAGCGCGUGUCAGAAUUCCUUCGGAGUAUUCAAAGUCAAGCUUCUAAGAUGAUUCCUUUCGAACAGUAUGGCUUACAGAAUAUCUCGAGGUUAGGUGCUCAUGCUAAAGAUGCUUGCGACUUCACUUCCUUGAUGCUGGUUCAGCCAAUGCAGCAUCUGACUGGUGAGGAUAUCGACACUAUUUUAGUGCCUGUUUUAGAACAAGAUAGUCAAGAGGAUCAACUACAGAACUACUUUUCAUAUCCUCUUGUUUUACAGGGGCAUAUUUACAACGACAGGAUUGAGCUUGUCUUGAUCUAUGAUGCUGUUGCUCUUCCCGAGCCACAACUCAUUGCGCUGUCUCACCAAUUCAAUGGGGUUGUUCAGCAGCUUCUUAACGAUGGGAAUUGCAAACUGAAAGAUGUAUCUGUGGCUAGCUCUUGGGACCUUGAUCUUGCUCAGGCUUCCAACGGCGAUUGUCCUGACAUCGUUGAUGAUUGCGCUCAUCUCAUCAUUGAACGGCAGGCUCAACAGACCCCCCAAGCCCAUGCCGUUUACGCCUGGGAUGGCACUCUCACUUAUAGUGAACUUGAUCGUGCUGCUAAUAAGCUUGCCAAUUUCUUGAUCAAGGGUCAUGGCGUCAAGGUCGGUGACAUCGUCCACGUGUGCUUCGAAAAAUCCCUUUGGUACGUGGUUUCAGUGCUCGCAGUCAACAAGGCCGGCGCCGCGUGGGUACCAAUGGAUCCGGCACAUCCACUUCAACGUCUCCAACAAGUAGUCAGUCAAACAGGCGCUAGGCUCGCGCUCGCAUCUUCUGUUCAUAGACACCUGUGCUCCAAACUGCUGAACACUGUUGUUGAAGUUUCCUUGACCCUGGACGAGCAACUGAAUAGAGACGAGGGUAUCAGUGAUAUAAAGCCUUCUGUAGCAGUUGUUUCUAACGACGUCGCCUAUGUACUCUUCACCUCUGGCAGUACCGGCGUCCCUAAGGGUAUUGUUAUGGAACACGGCUCGCUUUGCACUAGCCAGCGUGAUAUUGCAAAGAGACUUGGUCUUAAGAGCAACGUCCGGAUGCUUCAAUUCUCCUCUUUUGUCUUUGACGUUUCCGUGGGAGAAAUUAUGCUUUCUCUUAUGCACGGUGCGUGCGUUUGCAUCCCAUCCGACCAUGACCGUCUUAAUAACCUGGGCGGUUUUAUUCGAGAUGCCGAAGUGACUUGGGCAUUCUUAACACCGUCCUUUGCUCGCACACUUUGCCCUCAAGACGUUCCAAAUCUCGAGCUUAUCGUCCUUGCUGGUGAACCCGUUAGCCAGGAUGUCUUCGACCUCUGGUUUGGUAAAACUAGACUUGUAAACGGUUGGGGACCUGCUGAGACUUGUGUUUUGAGUGCUAUCCACGAAUGGAAAUCUGCAGAUGAAUCACCGCUGACAAUUGGGCGCUCCGUUGGAAGCUUUGCUUGGAUAAUCGACGUAGAGAAUCCUCAGCGCCUAGCCCCGGUUGGAUGUAUUGGAGAAAUCGUCAUGCAGGGACCUACGCUGCUUCGUGAAUACUUAGCUGAUCCAGCUAAGACUGUCUCAUCGACCUUGACCACCCUGCCUAACUGGGCACCUCGCGCGAAUGACAGAAAAUGGGGACGCUUCUAUAAGACAGGGGAUUUAGGCUUCUAUAAUCCUGACGGAACAAUCCAUUAUUCUGGCCGCAAGGAUACCCAGGUCAAGAUUCGUGGCCUUCGAGUCGAACUUGGAGAAGUUGAACACCACAUCCGGAACUCUCUUGAUUCGGUUCGACAAGUUGCCGUUGAUGUGUUGCGAACAGAGACCGGCACCAACCUUGUCUCUUAUAUCUGUUUUAGCAGUGAGAAGAAGAUCCCUGGCCCUAAUGUCGACCCCGAGGGCGACGAUAUCUUCCUUUUCAUGACCGAAAGUAUCCAGACCGAUUUGAAUACUGCUAUUAACAAGCUUAAUAUCUUGCUGCCUCGCUAUAUGAUACCAACUUACUUUAUUCCUUGUAGCUACAUGCCCCUUAUAUCUUCUGGAAAACUGGACAGGGUUAAGCUCCGCAAGGUUACGGCUGCUCUAGCUCAAGAAGAGUUGGAAGCUUAUUCGCUGACUGAUGCCAAUAAGCGCGCCCCUGACACGGCUAUGGAAAUCCGUUUGCAACAACUGUGGGCUGAUAUUCUUAACAUUCCUCCUCAGGCUAUUGGCAAAGACGAUAGCUUCUUCAACAUUGGCGGUGAUUCGAUUGCCGCUAUUCGCUUGGUCUCUAUGGCUCGUAAACUUGGCAUUACUCUCACUGUGAAUGCAAUCUUUGAAGAUCCUCGCUUGUCUUCAGUGGCUUCUACCGCUAGUGCAGCUGACCAGGCUGAAGAGACUUUUGCUCCAAUCCCUGCCUUUUCCCUCCUUGAUGACGGUAUUCGAGAGUCGAUUCAGUCUCCUAGCGCCUACAAGGACUAUAGUCUCCAUGAAACGCAGAGAAUUGAGGAUGCUUAUCCUACCACAAAGCUGCAAGAAGGGCUCAUGGCCUUAUCUGCUAAACAGCCUGGCUCGUAUAUCGCAAAGUUUCUGUAUCGCCUCCCUAGUCACGUUGACGUCUCCCGUUUCAAAGAUGCUUGGAGGCGCACAGUUGACGCCUGCACUAACCUUCGCACUCGAAUUAUCUUGUCUGAGGGAUCUAGCGUGCAAUUGGUCAUUCAUGGCGACUUUGAGUGGGAUUCCCUUGAAUCUCAAGACCUCCAGUCGUAUCUCAGGCUGCAUCAGGGACUAGAGAUGAGCUAUGGUUCCCGACUCUGCCGGUAUGCUCUUGUAGGGCACACGGAUGGUGAAAUGUAUUUCAUGUGGAGCAUUCACCAUGCUGUGUUUGACGGAGUUUCUGCCCAAAACGUCUUGAAGAUCUUUGAUAAGGCUUAUGAGGGUAUCGACACACUCGAUGUACCAGUAUAUGCCCGUUUCAUCAAGUAUACUCUUGGUCUUGAUGCAGACGCCGCCGAAUCGUAUUGGAAAGAGCAAUUGCAGGGCUCUCGCAGAGCCGUUUUCCCGGCAUCAAGUGAAGUUUCUAAUAUAGCCGGCACUACACGAGUUCUUGAAAGAUCCAUUAAGCUACCCGCCAUGACUUCAUCAGGAAUCACUGUCGCUACUAUCGCGCGAUCUGCUUGGGCCAUAGUCAUCGCUCGUUAUAGCGAGACAGAAGAUGUCACGUUUGGUACAACUGUCUCAGGUCGUCAGGCCCCAGUACCCGAAUUGAUGGAUAUGACUGGUCCAAUAAUUGCGACUGUUCCUGUAAGAGUUCGAGUAGACCGAACACAGUUGGUGUCUACCUUUCUCCAAGGCAUUCAGAGGCAGGCAUUGGAAAUGGUUCCUUUCGAGCAAUUCGGUCUGCAGAGCAUUGCUAAAAUCAGCGAAGAUGCUAAAGACGCUUGCGAUUUCACAUCGUUGUUGGUCAUCCAACCCAUGCAGCACAUUUCAGACUCUAAGAGCAGCAAAUCUAUUCUAGUGCGCACGGAUGGAAAACUUAAGGAGGAGGCAGAGUCCAUGCAAAACUACCUCUCAUACCCGCUCAUUGCCCAAGCUCAUUUGUAUGAAGAUCAUGUCAACAUUUUUUUCAUAUAUGACUCAAACAUCCUAGCCGAGAGACAACUUGAGGCCCUCUCUCAGCAGUUUGGCCACGUCAUGUGUCAGCUCGCAGCUACUGCUAGCCAAAGUACUCUUGGGUCAAUCUCUAUUUCCUCCUCCUGGGACUUGGAGCGCUCUGUUGCUUUUAACAGCGAAAUUCCUGAAGUCGUUAAUGCAUGCAUGCAUGAGCUUAUUGAGCGCCAGGUUGAGUGUCGACCUGAUGCUGUCGCCAUUUCUGCUUGGGAUGCCGAGUUUACGUACAGUCAGCUUAACCUUGCUGCUAACCGACUGGCUAAUCAUAUUAUUAAAAGCUAUGGAAUUAAACCGGGUGACCUGGUUCAUGUGUGCUUUGAGAAGUCGAUUUGGCAUUUUGUUGCUACUCUAGCCAUCAACAAGGCUGGAGCAGCAUGGUCUCCUCUUGAUCCAGCCCAUCCAGAGCAGCGCCUCCGUAAAAUCGUCGUUCAAACCGGAGCUAAUCUAGUUCUAACUUCUCCGAGUAACUCUAUGCUUUGUUCUGCCUUAUCUGAGAAAGUCCUUGAAGUUACAUCGAGCUUGGAUCAAAAGCUGGCCGAGACAGUUGAUUCCGAAGCUCCCGAUGUUGCUGUCACGCCUGACAAUGUCGCUUAUGUCCUAUUCACAUCUGGUUCAACCGGCACCCCAAAAGGCGUCGUUAUAGAACACAGGUCUGUCUGCACCUCACAAACUGCCAUGAUUAAAAGGUUGAGGGUUACAUCCGACGUUCGAAUGCUCCAAUUUGCCUCCUUUGUAUUCGACAUGUCAGUUGGUGAGGUUAUCCCCACAUUAUUUAGUGGCGGUUGUGUUUUUGUGCCAUCAGAAGACAUCCGGAUGGGCAACAUCGCUCAAUAUAUACGGGAUCAACGCAUUAAUUGGGCUUUUUUUACACCUUCCUUUCUUCGCACCCUAGCGCCCAAGGAUAUUCCUAACCUAGAAGUACUUCUCAUUGGAGGCGAAGCUAUUCCUAAAGAAAUCUUGAAUACUUGGUUUGGUAGAGUACGCCUUAUCAAUGGCUGGGGACCAGUCGAGACUUGUGUCUGCAGUUCCUGGCAUGAGUGGAAGUCAGUUGAUGAGAGUCCUUUAACUAUAGGUCGAUCUGCUGGAGGAUUUUGCUGGAUUGUGGACCCUGAAGACCCCCAUAAGCUAGCACCUAUCGGCACAGUGGGUGAGGUUGUUGUCCAAGGCCCAACUCUACUCCGCGAAUAUUUGGGCGAUCCAGAACGUACUGCAGCUUCUUCUGUCAAGGCCCCUAAGUGGGCACCUCAGCCUGACUCUCAGCAUUGGGGUCGUUUUUACAAAUCUGGCGAUCUAUGUUCGUAUAACUCUGACGGAACCCUUAAGUUUUUCUCCAGGAAAGAUACCCAGGUCAAGAUUCGAGGUCUUCGUGUCGAGUUGGGCGAAGUGGAACACCACAUCCAAACCGCAUUACAUGGUGUUCGCCAAAUCGCUGUCGACGUGUAUAAGGGCGACCAUGGUACCAAUCUCGUGGCUUAUAUCUGCUUCACUGACGAAAUUCGUGUCGCUGGAGUUAACUCUGAUGAUAGCAGCCCUUUCUUCUCGAUUGACCAAAAGCUUCAAAACCGAUUGAAUGCUCUGGUCGGCAACCUCAAGGUGACACUACCGCAGUAUAUGAUUCCUACUCUUUACAUUCCAUGCAGCUUCAUGCCGUCAAUUAUUUCUACCAAACUAGAUCGUAACGAAUUACGGCGCCGUACAGCAGACCUUACGCGCGAUCAAUUGUCAGAGUAUUCUCUACAAAGUGGCAUUAAGAGAGCUCCAGAAACUUCUAUGGAACGCAAACUUCAGCAAAUUUGGUCCAGUGUCCUUGGUAUUUCACAGGAUUCGAUUGGUCGUGAUGACAGUUUCUUCGGUAUUGGUGGCGACUCGAUUAAAGCAAUCCAGCUCGUUGGUUCCUCACGCGACGUGGGCAUUUAUUUAUCAGUGAAGGAUAUCUUCAAUGACCCUCGGCUUAUUUCAGUGGCCAAGGUUGCCAGCUUACUGAACUUUGUUGAAGAUGCCGCUAUUGAGCCAUUCGCCUUAUUGGACGACGAGACGCGCCAUCUUUCUAUGAGUGAAAGCACCAGAGUGAAAUGCGGUCUUAAAUCUGAAGCGAUUAUUGAAGACGCUUAUCCUUGUACAAAAUUUCAGGAAGGUCUCAUGGCUCUAUCAAUGAAAUCUCCUGGCUCUCACAUUGCCAAGUUUGUCUAUCGAUUAGCAGACAAUAUCGACAUUGAGCAGUUCAAAUCCAGUUGGGAUCAAACCGUUUCUCUCUGCCCUACUCUACGGACGCGUAUUGUGCUAUUAGGAGACCAUUGUGUUCAACUAGUGAUCAAAGAAGAUAUGAAAUUCGAGAUAUCCACUGCUUUAGAUUUCAAUUCCGCCAUGCUCGAAGUCCGUAAUAUACAAAUGACAUACGGUACCUCACUCUCUCGGCAUACUUUAUACCAAGGAAAAGACGGCAUCUACUUUAUUUGGAUUGCACAUCAUGCUGUUCAUGAUGGCUGGACCAUUCGUCUUGUUCUUGAAACGCUCCAGAACUGUUAUCAAAAUUCCAACAAUAUUUCUCUAAAACCGUAUUCAGCUUUCAUUAAAUAUGCAAGUAAUGUGGUCCAGGACCCGGCCACUAAGCAGUAUUGGUCUCAGCAACUUGAUGGCGCAGUGCAGGCCUCAUAUCCGCCUCGCCACAGGUCUGGAACGCAGCACAAGGCAGUCACUGGCGUGAUGACAAAAUCCAUUCAAAUGCCAAACAGUGCCCAGUCUUCAUUCACCAGAGCGACUAUUCUUCGUGCGACUUGGGCUAUUAUCCUUGCUCGUUACUCUGACACUGAUGACGUUUGUUUCGGCACUUCAGUGUCUGGUCGUCAAGCAUCUGUUUCGAACAUCUUAGAUAUGCCUGGCCCUAUUGUUGCUACUAUUCCAGUGCGCAUAAGGCUAGAUGACCGGCAGACAGUGCAUGAAAUUCUGGAUAAUAUACAAUCGCAAGCUACCCAAAUGAUUGCAUAUGAGCAAUACGGCCUACAAAAUAUCGCAAAGAUUUCCCCCAAUAUCAAAGAUGCUAUCGACUUCUCAUCUCUUCUAGUCAUCCAACCAAGGUCUCACCUGAACUCAAACAAUGGCGAUGGCAAUAAUGACAACAUUCUAAUCCCGGCAAUGGAAGGCGAUGAAACUGAAGCAGACCUGUUGCAAGAUUACUUCACAUACCCCUUAGUCAUCCAAGGCAACUUAUUCGACGAUCACAUUGAUUUAACUUUUACCUAUGAUAGCACUAUCUUGUCCAAAGUUGAGCUUAACCGACUAGCAGGUCAAUUUGAGCAUACUGCUCAACAGCUUUUCGAUUCUAAUGAUGUCAAACUUGGAGAUCUCUCCUUGGCUGGUCCACAAGAUCUCCAACAGGCAAUUGCCUGGAAUACAGAAGACCCCGAAAUAAUUGAAGACUAUCUCCAUAAAUUAAUCGAACGGCACGCAAUUUCUACCCCUAACGCAAUUGCCAUCGACGCUUGGGAUGGAAAAUUAACCUACGCCCAGUUAGACCGGAUGGCUAAUCGCCUAGCUCACCACCUUGUUAAGGCAUUUGAUGUAAAGACUGGUGAUCUCAUACUUCUUUGCUUCGAAAAAUCCUUAUGGUAUAUUGUCUCAAUUAUCGCAAUUAAUAAGGCUGGUGCUGCAUGGGUUCCCCUUGAUCCUUCGCAUCCUAUGCAGAGACUGCAACAAGUUGUAAACCAGGCUAAAGCAAAGUUGUUUCUCACUUCACCUUUAUAUCACACGCUAGGUGAUGAGCUAUCAGAUACUGUCCUUGAAAUCAGUCAGGCCUUGGACGAUAUUCUUCUCAAGGUAGAGCCCAGUACUCUCGCUCCAGAUGUAGCUCUGUCUCCCCGCAAUGCUGCAUAUGUUCUCUUUACUUCUGGGAGUACUGGAACACCGAAGGGAUUUGUGAUAGAGCACAAGGCUGUCUGUACUAGCCAAACUGCUAUUACUAAUCGCCUUGGGCUUCACAGAGGUGUUAGGAUGUUGCAAUUUGCGUCAUAUGUCUUUGAUCUUUCCGUUGGCGAGAUUUGUUGCACGUUGAUUUGCGGGGCCUGCCUUGUCAUCCCGUCUGACGAGGUUCGCUUGAAUAACCUCGCUAAGUUUAUGCGUGAGAAAGAUAUUAACUGGGCAUGGUUUACACCAUCGUUUAUCCGAACCCUUGAACCUGCCGAUGUUCCGAAGUUAGAAUUAGUCCUCCUCUGUGGUGAGGCUUCUGAUAAGAAGAUAUUAGAGAUAUGGGUUGGCAAGGUUCAAUUAUUCAAUGGUUGGGGCCCGGCAGAAACCUGUGUAUUCAGCAGUUUACACGAAUGGAAGUCGGUAACUGAAAGCCCUCUUACAGUUGGCAAACCUGUUGCCUCCUUUAUCUGGAUCGUUGAUCCCAAGAAUCCCCAUCGGCUUGCUCCUGUGGGCACCGUUGGAGAAGCUGUUGUCCAGGGCCCUACACUGCUGCGAGAAUAUCUCGAUGAUCCUAUAAGAACGAAAGCUAGCAUUCUUGAAUCAUCCCCAAGAUGGGCUCCACGCUGCGAAUCACAACAUUGGAAUCGGUUUUACUUAACCGGCGAUUUUUGCUGUUAUAACCCUGACGGGACCAUUGAGUACCAUGGACGUAAGGAUACACAAAUCAAGAUUCGAGGGCUCCGUGUGGAACUGGGAGAAGUUGAGCAUCAAAUUCGUAACUUCUUAGGGGAGUCUGUUCAUGUUACCGUGGAUGUUCAUAAAUUUGAAUCAGGCUCGGUCUUGGUGGCAUACAUUGGAUAUUCCGAAGAGACAAUGGAUAAUCCUGAUGAGAUAUUUAUACCUCUCACCGACGAUCUCCAAAGAGAUUUUCAUGCUAUGGCUAGUCAACUUAGCAUUUUGUUGCCCCGUUACAUGGUGCCCACUUUGUUUAUCCCAUGCUCUCAGAUGCCUCACUUAACAUCUGGCAAACUUGAUAAAGGCCGGCUCCGCAGACUCACUUCUGCAUUAAAUCAACAGCAGCUUCAUUCGUAUGCUUUAGAAGACGCCCAGAAAGAGGCUCCCGAAACUGAGAUGGAAGUUCGCCUUCAAAAUAUUUGGGCCAGGAUUUUGGGUCUUCCUGCUCAUUCAAUCGGCCGCCGGGACAGCUUCCUACGCAUUGGCGGAGAUUCAAUCUCUGCUAUUCAACUGGUCGCUGCCUCUGGCGGGUCUGGAAUCUCUCUUUCAGUGAAAGAUGUCUUUGAUGACUCGCGACUUUGGAAAAUGGCAGAAUUGGCCUCACUCCGGCUCAAGUCGGACUGUGCCGGCGAGAUGAUCGCACCAUUCAGUCUGCUCAGUGCAACUCUUGAUCAGACGGCUGUUGCAACUAUUCUCCAUACACAAUAUGGCCUAACUAACGAUACCAUUCUAGAAGACGCCUACCCGUCCACUAAGCUUCAAGAGGGUCUUAUGGCCGUAUCUGCUAGACAACCGGGUUCGUACGUUGCAAAACAGGUUUAUCGCUUGGCUGAGCAUGUGGACAUCGAUGCUUUCAAGGCAGCCUGGGAGCGUACUAUUGAACUUUGUGGCAACUUGAGAACUCGCCUUAUCAUUGCUAGAGAUUUAAGCGUCCAAGUUGUUAUUAAAAACGAAGAAGCUCAGUGGGAGAUUUCCAAUACCACUGUGCAGGCCUACCUUUCUCAAAAGUUCAAUAUGGGAUACGGUGCUCGUUUACUCCGCUAUGCCAUCAUUCAUGAACCUUCAAGGGAAAGCUAUUUCGUUUUAAGCAUCCAUCAUGCCAUUUUUGAUGGCUGGACGCUACCUAUGAUCAUGGAAACACUAGAGGCUGCUUAUCGCGGAGUCGAAGCUCCGGUCCUCCGACCUUAUGUUGCAUUUGUGAAGCAUAUUCUGGACACCAAUGAAGUAGUUGCCUCUAAUUACUGGCGUGAUCAACUUCAGGAUGCAAAGCGCGCCUCGUUUCCACCCUUCUCGUCAUCUCAGUCAGCCCAGCCUGUUACUCGCGUUCUUGAAAAGCCUCUAAACUUUACUUACUCAACUCAAUCCGGUAUUACUAAGGCGUCUAUUCUGAGGGCUGCGUGGGCAAUUGUUCUAUCCAGGUAUUCCGACAGCGAUGACGUAACUUUCGGGGUCAACGUUUCUGGUCGUAAUGCUGCUGUUUCUGGAAUCGAGUCGAUGCCUGGACUAGUGGUAUCUACCGUCCCUGUUCGUGUACGACUAAAUCCUGAACAAACGGCCGCGGCAUUCCUUGAGGGCAUUCAGACCCAGUCAACUGACAUGAUACCAUAUGAGCAGUUUGGUUUGCAAGAUAUUUCUAAGCUUAGCCCUGAAGCUAAAGAUGCUUGCGAUUUUUCAUCCCUCAUGGUUAUUCAGCCCAUGUCUAGCAUCGUCGGCCAUGCAAAGUCUAUCCUUGUCUCCCCUGAGAUGGACAAUAAUGAUAUCGAGGAGAGAUUACAAAAUUACUUCUCUUAUCCUCUUGUCAUUCAAGCUCAUUUAUAUGAUGAUGCGGUCCACUUGUUGCUGAUCUACGAUGUUAACGUUCUUGCGGAGGCUCAACUCCAUGCCUUGGCAACCCAAUUUGAUUAUGUGGUUCAGCAAUUGCUUAGCCAAGAUACAGAGGCUAAGCUUAAGACUAUCACGACCGCAGGACCAUGGGAUCUACAGCAGGCUAUGAGCUAUAAUGUAAAAGAACCUGGCAUGGUUACUGCUUGUGUACAUGAGCUUAUUACCCAGCAAUCAGCCAGAGAUCCCCACCACGAAGCUAUCUACUCAAGUGAGGGCAUAGUAACUUAUGCUAACUUAGAUCGUCUCUCAAACCUCUUAGCACAUUACUUGCAUAGGCUUGGUGUGAGACCUGAAUCUAUUGUUCCCUUCUGCUUCGACAAGUCGCCGUGGGCUAUCGUUGCCAUGCUUGCUAUUCUAAAAGCUGGUGGCGCAUUUCUGCCCCUUGACCCAUUACAUCCACGAAACCGCCGUGAAGCUUUGGUUCAAGAAGUUGGAGCUGAAAUUAUGAUUGUCUCACCUUCGUCCUCUGUUCCUUGCGAGGGUCUGACUUCUAUAAUGGUAGAGUUCACAAUUGAAUUGCUUGAACAGCUUUCGUCAAGAUACGAUGCCUUUCAAGAGAUCUUACCCAAGGCUGAGCCUAGCAAUGCAGCUUACGUCCUAUUCACCUCUGGCUCCACUGGCAAACCAAAGGGCGUCUUAAUGGAGCACUCUGCGUUUGCUACCAGCACAUUAGGACACGGUGGCAUAUACAACCUCAGUCCAGCUUCUCGUGUCUUCCAAUUUUCAAAUUACAUCUUCGAUGGAAGCUUGGGUGAGAUUUUUACUACCCUUUCAUUCGGUGGUACAGUUUGCGUACCCUCUGAAGAUGAAAGACUCCAAAAAGCCCCUUCAUUUAUGCGAGAGGCCCGAGUAAAUACUGCGAUGUUAACGCCUUCGUUUGUUCGGACUUUCGCACCUGAACAAGUUCCGUCCUUGCGAUUGCUAGUCCUUGGUGGUGAACCUUCUUCCAAAGAUCUUCUCGAGACUUGGUGUGGCCGCCUCCGUCUUGUCAACGGUUACGGUCCAGCUGAAGCAUGUAAUUAUGCGACAACUCAUGACUUCAAGCCCACUGACUCUCCCCAUACAAUUGGGCGCGGUUUCAAUAGUGCUUGUUGGAUUGUUGAUCCAACUGAUUACAAUAAGCUGACUCCCAUUGGUUGCAUUGGAGAGCUGAUUAUCCAAGGAAACGCUCUUGCUCGUGGCUAUAUUAACGAUGCUGACCGCACUAAAAAUUCUUUCAUCACCAAUGUCGACUGCUUGCCCAAAUCUAUAAUUUCUGGUCCCCACAGGUUUUACUUGACUGGUGACCUUGUUCGGUAUACCCCCGACGGGCAAUUAGAGUAUCUUGGUAGAAAGGAUACGCAAGUCAAGCUCCGCGGACAACGUCUUGAGCUUGGAGAAAUUGAGUAUCAUGUCAAAAAAUCAUUGGCUAACAUUGAACAUGUCGCCGUUGAUGUAGCUCAUCGCGAGACUGGUGAUACGCUCAUCGCCUUUGUCUCGUUCAAGGAAAAGAUGGCUACUACUUCUGGUAAUAUCCUUUUGCUCAAUGAUGACCUACGCGUAGCUUUGGCUACUAUUAUGGAGCAUUUGAAGAUGUCACUUCCGGGCUACAUGGUGCCUAGCACUAUCCUACCUGUCAGGGAGAUGCCAUUUAUUACUUCAAUGAAAGUUGACCGGAAGAAGUUAACUGCCAUGGCCGCUGCUUUGUCAUUGGAAGAGAUCACCUCGUUCUCUCUGGUGAAGCGUGACUACAUCGCGCCCAGUACUCCCAUGGAGAAGAAUUUGGCGAAUCUAUGGGCUCAGGUGCUUAAAAUCAGCUCUGAGGAUAUUGGAAAGAACGACAGUUUCCUUCAGAUUGGCGGUGAUUCCAUCAGUUCAAUUCAUCUAGUCUCACUUGCGCAACAGUCUGGCAUUAGUCUGACUGUAGCAAGCAUUUUUGCUGACUCAAAGCUAUCCACCAUGGCUUUAUCAGCUGGAGAUGGCAAAAUAGAGCCGAUCCGUGAUGUCGAGCCAUUCUCUAUGGCGCCUACGAGGGAUUUGGAUACUCUUCUAGAAGAUGUUCGUGCCAAGUGUGGGCUAUCCAGCACUGCCAUUGUUGAAGAUAUUUAUCCGGUGACAAGGUUUCAAGAAGGUCUUAUGGCUUUGGCUGUUAAGCAACCAGGUUCUCAUAUAGCCAAGCAAGUCUAUCGACUCUCUCAAAAUGUUGACAUUGCUCGUUUCAAAGCCGCCUGGAUGACCACCAUGGAACUAUGCAGCAACCUUCGCACUCGAAUUGUCCUUUCCGACGAUGCCUCUAUUCAGGUUGUCUUGAAAAAUGUGGACCGUUGGGAAGACACUUCCAAUAUGACACUCAAGUCGUAUCUCGAGACUAACCAAAAUUCUCAUAUGAUCUAUGGGUCUGCAUUAAGUCGUCAUGCUCUUAUUGAGGAAGCUGAUGGCAACCACUACUUCGUAUGGUCUAUUCACCACGCUGUGUUCGAUGGCUGGACGACUCGCCUGAUCCUGAACACCUUAUUCUCUGCCUACAUGGGUGAUGAAAUUACACCCUUAAAUCCCUAUACUCGCUUUAUCAACUACACUAGAAGUCUUGAUGCUGAUGCUGCGAAGAUCUACUGGGGCGAGCAGUUAUUAGAUGCUAAGCGAGCACUAUUUCCUACAAUUUCUAAUGGCGUCCCUCGCAAUAAGAAAUCCAACACUCGUGUGUUUGAGAAAGCUAUUGAGCUGCCCCGGUUUAAACAAACUUCGAUCACCAUGGCUUCAAUUCUGCGUGCCACAUGGUCGAUUGUCCUCGCACAACACUGUGAUACCAAUGAUGUAACUUUUGGCACUGCAAUUUCUGGUAGACAGGCUCCAGUUCCUGGUAUAACCGAAAUGGCCGGCCCAGUUGUCGCUACUGUCCCAGUACGCGUUCGACUUGAUAAGCUGGCUUCAGUUUCGAAGUUUCUUCAGAGUAUCCAGAAUCAAGCUUCUGAAAUGAUUCCUUUUGAACAAUUUGGUUUGCAAAAUAUCGCCAAAUUGAACGUUGAAGCUAAAGAAGCUUGUGAUUUUUCAUCACUUUUAGUCAUUCAGCCCAUGAAGAAGCUACUUGAUUCCGGCAACCGCAAACCCAUACUAGAGCACAUGAGUGCGACUACAGAGGACUCAGAAGAUCACAUGCAAAACUACUUCUCUUAUCCUCUUGUUAUUCAAGGCCAUGUGUACGAAGACUCGGUUAACUUGGUCCUAAUUUAUGACGCAGAUAUCUUGCCUGAACAACAGCUGCUCGCUGUAGCUCAUCAAUUUGAACAUGUCGCACAGCAGCUUGUUGCAGAAGAUAGCGGCACCAUGCCUCUCGGAAAUGUGUCUGUGUCAGGUUCUUGGGAUAUUGAGUAUGCCUUACGUCAGAACAACGAGAUACCUAGGCUCAUUGAGUCUUGCUUCCACACUGUCAUCGAGCAGCAAACAAUUAUUCGACCGGAAUCCCCUGCUGUCCACGGCUGGGAUGGUAAUUUCACAUAUGGUCAACUUGAUCAGGCUGCCAACAGGUUGGCAAACCACCUUAUUGCAGAUUAUGAAAUCAAGAAUGACGAGCUUAUCCACGUUUGCUUUGAGAAGUCAUCUUGGUUUGUGGUUGCUAUUCUGGCCAUCAAUAAAGCCGGCGGUGCUUGGGUUCCUUUAGAUCCUUCCCAUCCAACUCAGCGUCAUCAACAGAUUGUUGAUCAAACCAAAGCUCGGCUUGCUCUUGUCUCGCCCUCUAACAUUUCAACUUGCAUCGAUCUUGUGGAACAUGUGGUAGAAGUUUCGCCUGUUACGGAUGAGAUCCUAAGCAAGACAGAGUCAUCUCACCGUGGCCCAGAUCGUGAGAUUUCUCCAUCUAACGCCGCCUACGUGCUCUUUACCUCGGGUUCCACUGGUACUCCAAAAGGGCUCGUAAUGGAGCAUAGAAGCGUUUGCACUUCACUAACGGCUAUUACAAAGCGUCUCAAAAUUAGGCCGAGUGCCAGGACACUACAGUUUGCUGCUCAUGUAUUUGACUGCGCAGUUGGUGAAAUUAUUUCUAGCCUUUUUACCGGUGGGUGCUUGUUUGUCCCGUCAGACCAUGAUAGGAUGAACGCGCUCCCUGAAUUUAUUCGACAAAAUAAGAUCAACUAUAUGUGGUCUACACCUUCAUUUAUUCGAACGCUUAGCCCCAUGGAUGUGCCAAGCCUUGAAUUAGUGGUGCUGGUCGGUGAAGCUGUUACUAGAGACAUCAUGGAUACUUGGUUUGGGAAAGUCCGUCUGAUUAAUGGAUGGGGACCAGCUGAGACCUGUGUGGUUUCUACUAUUCAUGAAUGGCAGUCAAUUGAUGAGUCGCCUCUUACAAUUGGUAGAUCUGUGGGUGGUUUCUGUUGGAUUGUCGAUCCAGAGGACCCCCAGAAGAUCGCACCCGUCGGAGCCUUAGGCGAAAUCGUUAUCCAAGGACCAACAAUAUUACGAGAAUACCUGGCUGACCCAGUUCGGACCUCAGGUAGCACCGUCUAUAAUCUUCCCAACUGGGCCCCGAAUCGUAGGGAUAAGUAUUGGAACCGAUUUUAUAAAUCUGGUGACCUUGGUUUAUAUAAUGCCGACGGAACUAUUCAGUUUGCAAGUCGCAAAGACACGCAAAUCAAGAUCCGUGGCCUGCGUGUAGAAUUAAGCGAAGUUGAGCAUCAUGUCAAGACUGCCCUGAGCGGCGUCCGUCAGGUUGCUGUCGAUGUUGUUAGGUCCAGCGCUGGUGCCAGUUUGGCCGCAUACUUUUGCUUUGGCGAUGAAACAAGGAUUACUGGUACUCGUGAGGGCUUUGACGAAUGCGAUCCGUUUAUUGAGAUGAACGAUGGCAUGCAGGAACGUCUAACUGCCGUGAUCAGCCAACUGAACAUCUCAUUGCCUCGAUAUAUGGUUCCAACAUUCUUUAUCCCUUGCCAGUAUAUGCCUUCUAUUACCUCUAGGAAGUUGGAUCGGAACUAUCUCAGACGACGAACUGCUGCCCUCAGCCAAGAACAACUCGUCACAUAUUCUCUUCAAGGGGGGAAGAAACGUUCACCGGAAACAGUAAUAGAAAAGGAUCUUCAAGCCAUCUGGUCUCGGAUAUUAUGUAUUCCGUCCGAAAAUAUCGGUCUUGAUGAUAGCUUUUUGGGCUUGGGAGGUGAUUCAAUUACCGCUAUCCAUCUAGUCACGAUGUCCCGAGAGCAGGGCAUAUCGUUGACAGCUCAGGAUAUUUUUGAUGACCCGCGGCUAUUUGCUGUCGCUGCACGUGCAAAGAAGGCGGGUGUAGAGGAACAGGGCUCUCUUGAAAUCCCACCCUUCUCUCUUCUCAGCAAGAGAUCACAAGAAUUGGUCAUAACCGAUGGCGUUCGCGCCCAGUGUGACCUCUCUUCUGAAACUAUUAUGGAUGCCUAUCCAUGUACUGCUCUGCAGGAGGGCCUCAUGGCGUUAUCUGUUAAGCAACCCGGCUCGUACAUUGCUAAAUACGUCUAUCGUAUUCCCAGCAACGUGGAUAUUCGUCGCUUCAAAGCUGCUUGGGAGCAGACAAUUGCCCUUUGCGACAAUCUUCGAACUCGUAUCGUCCUUGUCGACGGUCGAGCCACGCAGAUUGUCCUUGAGGAGCCCAUUGCUUGGACCGUCAGCCAUGAUUUAAACACCGCGGUUUCAGAAAUGAGAUCAGUCAAGAUGACCUACGGUUCUCCACUCUCUCAGUUUGCCUGUAUUGAGCAGAACAAUGGCGAUUUAUUUUUCCUGUGGUCUAUCCACCAUGCCAUAUUCGACGGCUGGACAGUCCCAAUCUUGAUGAACACAUUGCAUGCCUUCUACCGUGGCAUAGUGCCAACCCCACCUGCAUCUUACGCUCGGUUUGUCAAGUUUGCUAUGAGCGUUGACAAUGAGGAUACUGUGAAGUAUUGGAAAGAUCAAUUAGAUAACGCAAAGAAAGCCACGUUCCCUCCAGCUGCAUCCUCUCAGUCAAACUCCGUGAGCGUUCUGGAGAAAUCCAUUACCUGCUCUCAGACUGCUGGCUCUUCUAUUACGAAGGCCACUAUUUUACGAGCGGCCUGGGCUCUUGUACUUUCCCGAUACUCCGAAAGUGACGAUGUGACAUUCGGUGCUACGAUCUCAGGCCGCCAAGCUCCUGUAGAUGGAAUCACUAAUAUGGCUGGCCCUGCUGUCGCUACUGUUCCUGUUAGAGUCUGUAUAGAUAAGAAGCAGACCGUAGCUGCCUUUCUAGACAGCGUUCAGAGCCAAGCCUUAGAUAUGAUAUCUUACGAGCAGUAUGGUCUCCAGAAUAUCUCAAAAAUUAGUUCACAUGCUAUGGAAGCUUGCGAUUUCGGCUCAUUGUUGAUUAUACAGCCAAUCGAACAAUUGGCAUACCGCGGCGAUGAUGCUCUCUUAGUUGCAGCUGAAUCGCAUAUCACUAAUGAAACAAGCGCUUUGCAAAAUUACUUUUCUUACCCGCUUGUUAUUCAAUGUCACUUAUAUGACAACACCAUCAACCUCAUGCUGAUAUAUGAUUCUCAAGCCCUUUCGGAAAGCAGGAUGGAGGCCCUAUCUCACCAUUUCGAUAAUGCUGUUCAAGAGCUUGCCAGUAAGGACAACUUGCUUCUUGGCAGCAUAUCGCUAGCAGGUAGAUGGGACUUUGAACAGGCAUUAAAACUCAACAGCGAUUCCCCAGACGCUGUUGAGCGUUGCUUCCAUGAAAUGCUUGAUGAAAUUGCUUUAGUUCGAGGUGACUCUCUGGCUAUUUCUGGAUGGGACAAAUCAUUUACCUAUAGAGAAAUGGCCGAGACUACUAACCGUAUUGCACACCAUCUUGUGACUGACUAUGGAGUCAAGGUUGGAGAUAUCAUUCAUGUAUGCUUCGAGAAAUCGGCUUGGUUCAUCAUCGCUACCCUGGCUAUCAAUAAAGCUGGCGCAGCUUGGUCAACUCUUGACCCAUCGCACCCAACUGAGCGUUAUCAGAAAAUUAUCAAUCAAACUGGUUCCCAGAUAGCACUUAGUUCGCCUGUUAAUUCCAACAGAUGUGCUAGUCUGUUACCGAACGUUAUUGAGCUGACGUCUGAGCUCGACUCCAAAUUGGCUCAAAAUGUUGAAUGGAGCACCAGUAGACCGGCCGUCAAUGUUACUCCUAGAGAUGCUGCUUAUGUCUUAUUUACUUCCGGGUCUACAGGUGUACCAAAAGGUGUUGUCAUCGAGCAUGGUUCGCUUUGCACCAGCCAAAUAUCUCUGUCAAAGGCUCUUGACUUCAAUGAAGAGUUCAGAGUUCUUCAGUUCUCGUCUUACUCAUUUGAUAUCAUCUUAUUUGAGAUUGGUUCUACCUUCCUUACCGGUGCUUGUUUAUUCGUGCCCUCAUGGGAUGAGCAGAUGAACGAGCUGGUGGAAUAUAUCCGAAAGCAUCAGCUCACGUUCAUGGUGCUGACGCCGACCCUGGCUCGAACUAUCCGCCCCGAAGAUGUUCCUUCCGUCGAUAUGUUAGUGGUUGCUGGAGAAGCUCCUACUCGCGAUAUCCUCGAUAUUUGGUUUGGGAAACUGAGACUUGCUAACGGUUGGGGCCCAACCGAAUGCUCUGUUAUCGCAUGUCUUCACCAGUGGACCUCUGUUGAUGAAUCACCCAAGGUUAUUGGUCGACCAAUUGGUGGCUCAUGUUGGAUUGUUGAUCCGGAAGAUGCCACAUGCAUGGCUCCCUUGGGAACUGUUGGUGAAAUUGUAAUACAGGGUCGAAAUUUGCUUCGCGAAUAUCUCUCUGAUCCUGUCAAAACGGCUACCGCUACAAUUACGGGCCUUCCACAGUGGGUUCCAAAGCGUGAUUCCAUUCAUUGGGAUCGCUUUUAUCUUACUGGUGAUUUGGGAUUCAUCAAUGAAGCCGGUAACUUAGAAUACUGUACUCGCAAAGACACUCAAGUGAAGAUUCGAGGACAACGUCUUGAGCUUGGAGAGAUUGAGCACCACAUUCAAGCUAACCUUGAAAGUGUUCGACAAGUAGCUGUCGAUGUUAUCAAGUCUGACGCUGGCUCAACGCUCGUUGCAUUCGUGAGCUUUUCUGAUGCCACAGAUCAAACCGUCACUGACACGAGAGUCAUUGCAAAUGGCCCCUUCUCAACACUUGAUGGAGAUUUCCAAGCUACAAUUAGUCGACUGAUAGGGAUAUUGAGUACUCUCAUGCCUCGAUACAUGGUCCCCAGUGCUUUCAUUCCCUGCGCCUACAUGCCUCUCGCAACGUCAACUAAAUUAGAUCGCAAGAAGCUGAGAGAACUUGCCGCUUCUCUUAGUCAAGAAGAUAUGGCAGCCUACUCGCUCGCGAACGAAGAGAAAGUCGCUCCACAAACUGCCAUGGAGAGCCGUAUUCAGAAGAUAUGGGCGCAGGUACUGAAUAUUAGUAUCGACUCAAUAGGACGCGACGACUCUUUCCUCCAGAUCGGCGGUGAUUCUGUUGUUUCCAUUCGGCUUGUUUCUGUUGCUCGAGAUGCCAACAUUAGACUCACCGUCGGAGACAUCUUUGACGAUCCACGGCUGUUAGCUGUCGCUGCUAAAGCAACUGAGAUUGGCGAAGACGGUGAGUUAAUGACUCAGAUUGAACCUUUUGUUCUUCUAGACGGCUCUGUCAAAAAUAUCGUUCUCAGCCAGAAUAUCCGAGAACAGUACAGCCUUCCAGCUGAUAAAGAGCUAGAAGAUGCGUAUCCAUGUACAAAACUCCAGGAGGGUCUCAUGGCUCUUGCUGUUAAGCAGCCUGGAUCGUACAUUGCUAAAUUCCUCUAUCGUAUUUCUCCCAAUGUCGACGUCUCACACCUGAGGGCUUCUUGGGAAGAAACUGUCCGCCUUCUGCCUAACCUUCGUACCAGGAUCUUCACCGUCAAUAACAUGUCCGUCCAGGCUGUCUUCAAAGAUGAUGUAUCCUGGCAAUCGACAAGUGGAACCUCUUUGCGUUCUUAUAUGUGCUCGACUGAAAAUUUCGAGAUGGCUUAUGGCUCACCGUUGGCUCGAUAUGCUCUCAUUGAGGAUGGCGGUCACACUUAUUUUAUAUUGUCCAUGCAUCACGCCGUUUUUGACGGCUGGGGCAUGAGGGUUCUCAUGGCAGUUUUCCACUCUAUUUUCCACAAUCGAACUCAUACGGUUGUAGAACCUUAUGUACGAUUUGUGAAGUACACUUUGGCUAUUGACAGCGAUGCUGCAGCAGACUACUGGAGGUCCCAGUUCGAAGGUGCAAGACAAAGCAUCUUUCCCCCCACCUUAUCAUCUGUACACGAGAAGAAGAGAAACAGCACACUCACCCUAGAGAAAGUGAUUGACUUGCCUAGCACAAGCAAGUCAUCGAUCACAACAGCUACUAUGCUUCGAGCUGCCUGGGCAAUUAUUUUAGCUAGGUACUGUGAUUCUGAUGAUAUUACUUUCGGUGCCACUAUUUCUGGUCGACAGGCGCCGGUCCCUGGCCUUGUAGAUAUGACUGGGCCUGCUAUUGCAACGGUCCCCGUACGUGUUGUCAUUAACCGCAACCAACUCAUCUCAGACUAUCUACAGGCUAUUCAAAGGCAGGCAAACGACAUGAUCCCCUUUGAACAGUUUGGUUUACAAAAUAUUUCUAAACUCAGCGAUGAUGCCAAGGAUGCCUGCGAUUUCAGCAGUCUACUUGUCAUUCAACCUAUUCAAUCACUAUCCUACGUGGAUGAAAAUGCCGAUGCCAUCUUUGUCCAAGCCGAAGUUGAAAAGGAGAUUGGCGAUACUGUCCAGAAUUAUUUCAGCUAUCCACUAGUUAUUCAAGGACACGUGCAUGAAAAUUUCAUCAACCUUGUUCUGAUUUAUGAUUCAAAUGUGCUCUCAGAGAAUCAGAUAACUGCUUUAUCCCACCAAUUCGAAAGCGUCAUGAAGCAACUCGCAUCUCAGUCCGAUAUGAAGUUAGGCUCUGUUUCUAUGGCUAGCGAUUGGGACCUUGAACAUUCAAUGAGACAGAAUCGCGAUAUUCCUGAUAUCGUCGACUCUUGCAUUCAUGAGUUAAUUCAAUACCAAGCUGUCACUCAGCCCGAUGCGCCCGCCAUUGUCAGUUGGGAUCGCGAUUUUACAUACAAGCAGCUUAACGAGGCGUCCAACAGGCUGGCUCAUCUCCUUGUCAACAAAUAUAACGUUAAGCCUGAUGACCUAAUCCCUGUGUUCUUUGAGAAGAAUGCUUGGUAUUUUGUCGCGAUUACUGCCAUUAAUAAGGCUGGUGCUGCUUGGGUUCCCUUGGAUCCCUCGCAUCCUGUACUACGUCUUCGUCAGAUCCUUUCCCAGACCGGGACUACUCUAGCUCUGUCGUCUUCAGCCAAUGCCGUAUUAUGCUCAACCCUUGUCAGAAAGGUGGUCGAAGUAAACGCUGAGCUUGACAACAAGCUCUUAGCAACAGAAUCUAGUGCUCAUGGCCCUGUGGUGGACGUCUCUUCGCGUAACGCCGCUUAUGUGUUGUUUACGUCUGGCAGCACAGGCAUUCCGAAGGGUCUUAUUAUGGAACAUGGCUCUGUCUGCACGUCACAGGUUGCUAUCGCCAAGAGGCUCGGAUUAAAUUCAAAAGUUCGAAUAUUGCAAUUCGCAGCCUUUGUUUUUGAUUUAUCAAUUGGGGAGAUUGUUGGCCCUUUAAUUUCUGGUGCAUGUAUCUGCGUUCCGUCAGAGCAUAUUCGUAUGAAUAGUAUCGCCAAUUUCAUCAACAGGCAGGGCAUAACCUGGACUUACUUAACACCAUCAUUUGUUCGUACGAUUAAGCCAUCUGAGGUCCCCAACCUUAAGCUUUUACUACUUGCUGGUGAAGCUGUUCCUCGAGAUAUCUUUGCGACUUGGUUCGGUAAGCUGCGUCUAAUCAAUGGUUGGGGCCCUGCCGAAACUUGCUGCUUCAGUACAUUACAUGAAUGGCAAUCUGCGGACGAGAGUCCCCUUACUGUAGGCCGUCCUGUGGGUGGAUUCUGCUGGAUCGUCGACCCAGAGAACCCGCAUCGACUUGCGCCAACCGGUGCAUUGGGCGAGGUUAUAAUUCAAGGACCUACAAUUCUACGCGAGUAUUUAUCGGACGUCGACCGUACCGAAGCUGCCGUUAUUAAAUCACUGCCAGACUGGGCACCGUUUCGCGAGCAAUCUAGUUGGAGUCGCUUUUACAAAUCCGGAGAUCUUUGCGUGUAUAAUCCCGACGGAACUAUUGAAUUUUCCAGCCGGAAGGAUACUCAAGUCAAAAUUCGUGGUUUGAGAGUUGAAUUAGGCGAAGUUGAACACGCUGUUCAGGUCGCUUUGGAUGGUGUUCAUCAAAUCGCUGUUGAUGUCUUUAAGGGUGAUAAUGGUACCAACCUCGUGGCCUACUUCUCAUUUAGUGAUGAAAGUCGCCAAAUCCAUGAAGCUCAUCCAUCUGGACCUUUCCAAGCCAUCGAUGAGAAGUUGCAGGCUCGUCUAACAGUCGCUAUUGGGAAGCUAAAUAUAGCUCUACCUAGGUACAUGAUUCCGACUCUGUUUAUCCCUUGCAAGUACAUGCCUUCUAUCACGUCUACCAAACUCGAUAGGAACGAGCUUCGACGUCGCACUUUGCUCCUUACUCAAUCCGAACUGGCUAUGUUUUCAUUACUAGGUGGUAAUAAGAGGACUCCCGAGACGCCAAUGGAGAGUCUUAUUCAGCGGAUCUGGUCGGAAAUUCUUCACAUACCACUUGAUUCUAUUGGCCGUGAUGAUAGCUUCUUAGGACUUGGGGGUGAUUCAAUUACUGCAAUCCAUCUAGUGAGCAUUUCACGAGAUCAAGGUAUCUCUAUUACUGCAAAGGACGUCUUUGAUGACCCACGUCUGUUGGCUAUUGCCAGUAAGGCUAGGGAACUCGACACCGAGGCCCAACAACAGUCUCCUGAUAUAUCGCCAUUUAGCCUCCUCAUUGGUGAGACUCGUGAGCUCGCUGCCGGUUCCAGUGUCAAGAAGCAGCUGAAGUUGCUCACAAGUCAGACUAUUGAGGAUGCCUACCCAUGCACUAAACUCCAAGAAGGUUUUAUGGCCUUGUCUGUUAGUCAACCAGGAUCCUAUAUUGCGAGAUACGUAUACCGCCUACCCCACCAAGUUGAUAUUGGUCGCUUUAAGUCUUCUUGGGAACACACCGUUGCCCUGCAUCCUAUUCUACGAACAAGGAUUAUCAUGAUUAAGGAUACUUGUGUUCAGUUGGUAGUCAAGGAUAGUGUUACUUGGGAGAAUCUCGAUUCUGGAGAUCUAGAUGAAGCUGUCAACGCCACCCACUCUUACAGCAUGACGUAUGGUUCACCUCUCUCUAGAUACUCCAUCCAUGAGUCUAAGUCUGGUGACAAGUACUUCUUGUGGACAGCCCAUCACUCUAUACACGAUGGUUGGUCAGUACCUGUGAUUUUUAAUACACUCUAUCAAGCCUACAAAGGCCUUGAAUUGGGAAAACCAAAGGCUUAUUCCGGCUUCAUCAAAUACACUAUGGAACAUGAACAAAAGGCUGCUGGGGACUAUUGGAGAGAACAGCUUCAAAAUGCAAAGAGGGCUAGCUUCCCAAAGACUGGUCUCGCUGCGAAGUCUAUAUGGACUGGGAGGAAGACUCGUGUCAUGUCUACCUCUCUCAAAUUUUCUGCAUCUUCUAACGAGAUCGCCACCAAGGCCAGCGUUAUUAGAGCUGCCUGGGCAGUUAUUCUUGCGAGGUAUUGCGAAAGUGAUGAUGUCUGCUUCGGCGCUACUAUCUCUGGUAGACAGGCUUCUGUGCCUGGCCUCUUGGAAAUGGCUGGCCCAGCGGUUGCAACUGUUCCAGUUCGAGUGCAGCUUGAUAAUGAUCAAGAAAUUUCUAAAUUUUUGCAGAAUAUCCAAAGCCAGGCUCAUGAGAUGGUGCCGUAUGAGCAAUAUGGUCUCCAGAGCAUUGCCAAACUAGGCAAUGAUGCGAGAGAUGCGUGUGAUUUUACAUCGCUCUUAGUAAUCCAGCCUAUUCAGCGACAGGAAUUCAGUGUGCAGUCUGACGAUGCCCUUUUGAUCCCUGUUGAGACAGAACUUGAGGAUAUUCUUCAGAGCUACUACAACUACCCCCUAGUCCUUCAAGGCCACAUCUAUAACGACUAUGCUGACCUCGUGUUGGUUUAUGACUCAACUGUUGUUUCUGAACCACAGAUGACUGCUCUUUGUCAUCAUUUUAACAACAUUGUACAGCAGCUGCUAGCAGCAGAGGAUGGUGGUAAACUGGGAGAUAUAUCAAUUGCUAGUUCAUUUGAUCUGGAGCUUGCGCAACGGUCUAAUGGCGACGGACCUCAGAUCAUUGACGACUGUAUUCACCUUAUCAUUGAGAGACAGGCUAAACAGAGGCCGAAUAGGCCUGCUAUCGACGCCUGGGACGGAAAAUUCACCUACAGUGAACUGGACCGCACUGCUAAUAGACUUGCCCACCUUCUUGUUCAUGACUAUGCCGUCAAGGUUGGCGACAUUGUGCAUGUUUGCUUUGAGAAGUCUAAGUGGUAUUUUGUAGCUAUUCUGGCAGUCAAUAAGGCUGGUGCUGCAUGGGCUCCGUUUGAUCCUGCGCACCCUCCUCAGCGUCUCAAAGCUGUUGCUAGUCAAACUGGUGCUAAACUGGCGCUUGCUUCGACUGCCAACACAAGACUGUGUGAACAGGUCGUGGACUGCGUGGUCGAGGUUUCAUCUACACUCGACAAAAAUCUUUGGACUACAUAUGACAAUAUCGAAAAAGGACCUGAUAUUAACGUCACUCCUAUGGAUGCUGCCUACAUUCUGUUCACAUCUGGCUCCACCGGCGUGCCCAAAGGUAUUGUGAUGCAACAUGGAGCACUUUGCACAAAUCAAGCAGCGCUAAGCGGGUGGCUGGGUUUUGACCACACCGUUAGGAUGUUGCAAUUCUCAUCUUUUGUUUUUGAUGUGUCAGUCGGCGAAAUCGUGCAGGCCCUGAUGAACGGCGCUUGUGUCUGUGUCCCAUCAGAGCACAUGCGUCUCAAUAGUCUCGAUAGCUUUGUCCGUGAUUUCAACGUCACAUGGGCAUAUCUGACUCCAUCAUUCACACGUACCUUGAAACCCAAAGAUUUUCCUAGCCUUAAGCUGCUACUUCUUGCUGGUGAACCUACAACUCAAGAUGUGCUCGAUACUUGGUUUGGUCUUCCCAACACGCGAUUUAUUAAUGCUUGGGGUCCUGCAGAGACAUGUGUUUAUAACACCCUAUACGAAUGGCAGUCAAAUACAGAAUCCCCUUUGAAACUUGGUCGGGCGGUUGGCGCGUACAUCUGGGUUGUUGAUGUUGAGAAUCCUCAACGGCUUGCACCUACUGGCUGCUUGGGCGAAAUUAUUGUCCAAGGUCCUCCGCUACUCAAGGAAUAUCUUGCUGAUCCUGAGAAAACAGCAGCUGCUACAGUCACUGAGCUUCCAGAAUGGGCUCCUAGACGCCAAUCUACCACAUGGAACCGCUUCUACAGGACGGGUGACCUUGGUUUCUACGACCAUGACGGAAUGCUUCAUUUUGCUAGUCGAAAAGACACACAGGUCAAGAUUCGUGGGCUACGUGUGGAGUUAGGUGAAGUUGAACACCGCAUCCAAGGCUCCCUGGAUGGUGUUCGUCAGGUCGCUGUUGACGUUUUCAAGACCGAGAAAGGAGCUAACUUGGUUGCCUACCUCUGCUUUACUAGUGACACUAAGACGCCAGAUCAGAACACAGAUUUCGAAGGCAAAGAUGUAUUUGCAUCUAUUGAUACCGAACUGCAGAUUAAUCUUGGCAAAAUGCUUACAGAGCUGAACUCCUCACUUCCAACAUAUAUGAUCCCCACUAUGUUUAUUCCUUGCGCAUAUAUGCCUUUCAUCACCUCUUCUAAAUUGGACCGUGUUAAGCUUCGUCGCCUAACAGCCGAGCUUAGUCAAGACCAAUUGGAAGCUUAUUCCUUACUCGUUAACGAGAAACAAGCACCUGAAACUGAGAUGGAAAUUCGUCUCCAGAAGCUCUGGGCAGAGGUUCUAGAUUUACCAGAGGCCUCAAUUGGCCGACACGAUAACUUUAUGCGCAUUGGCGGUGAUUCAAUUGCAGCUAUUCGGCUUGUGUCAAUGGCCCGCGAUGCCGGAAUUAGUCUUACGGUGAAUGACAUCUUUGAUGAUGCUCGUUUGAUUUCAGUUGCUACCAAAGCUAUUGACAAUGAUGAAGAUAGUCAUCUCAUGGCACCAAUUGAACCAUUCAGCCUUCUAACUUCUGGUAUUGAAGAUUUUGCUCUACCAUCUGAGCUUUCUGAUGGUCAAUUCAUCGAAGAUGCUUAUCCCUGUAGCAAGCUUCAAGAAGGUCUGAUGGCUCUGGCCAUAAAACAACCCGGCUCUUACAUCGCAAAAUAUAUCUACAAACUCUCUGAACAUGUUGACGUUGACAAGUUCAAGGCAGCUUGGGAGAGCACAGUUGAAAUAGCUAGUGCCUUACGUACCCGAAUUAUCCAAACUGGCGGUUGUUCUAUACAGGUUGUCAUCAAUGGGGAUAUUUCUUGGGACGAAGCCGACGGUGAUCUGCAGUCAUGCCUUGCUCAAUCUCAGACUCUUGAGAUGGGAUAUGGUACUCGACUUUGCAGGUACACCUUGAUUCGACGUGAUAACGAUACAUACUUCCUGUGGAAUAUGCACCAUGCUGUGAUCGAUGGGCUAUCAACGCAGAACAUCUUGGGCACGUUAUUCAAUAUCUACAGCGGUGUCGAUGUUUUGCCUCUGCCACCAUAUAAUCGGUUUAUACAGUAUAUGCUUCAACUUGAAGAGGACACUACAGCCAAUUACUGGAAAAAUCAGCUCCACAAUGCCCAAAGAACCAUUUUCCCGCCCAAUGAUGUGGCUCGUGACAAGCCUGCUGCUACUCAAAUGCUGCAAUCAUCUAUUGAGCUCCCUCAUGGCCUGGACAACUCAACAGUCACAAUAGCUACAGUCAUUCGCGCCGCUUGGGCUAUCGUUCUUGCUAGAUACUGUGAUUCUGAUGACGUGACGUUUGGUACCACUAUUUCGGGUCGGCAGGCACCCAUCCCUGAGAUCAUGGGAAUGGUCGGGCCUACAAUUGCCACAGUGCCAGUUCGUGUGCUUAUUAACCGUCAACAGCUUAUCUCUGAUUUCCUCGAAGGAGUCCAGAGACAGGCUGUGGAGAUGAUCGCCUUUGAGCAGUACGGCCUUCAAAAUAUCGCUAAAUUAGGUGACGAUGCACGAGAUGCAUGUGACUUUAGCAGCCUUCUUGUUGUCCAGCCUAUUCAACAUCUUGCUGGUAAGACCAAAGAUGAUUCUAUCCUGGUUGAUGCUAGUAUUGGGGAAGAUAAUGCUGUUGAAGCCAUUCAAAACUACUUCUCUUAUCCCCUUGUUAUCCAGGCUCACUUAUAUGAUGAUCAUAUAAGCUUCAUACUUAUUUAUGAUUCGAGCAUCAUGCUAGAGCCUCAAAUGGUUGCUUUAUCUUAUCAUCUACAACAUGUAAUGAUGCAGCUAACCACCAAUACGCCUGCCACUCUAGAGACAGUCUCAGUCUCAUCGUCAUAUGAUGUCGAGAGAGCUUUGGCAAUUAACGCAGAAAUUCCCGAGGUUAUCGAUACUUGCAUGCACGAGAUGUUUGAGAAUCGCGUACACCUAAACCCACUCGCACCAGCUGUUGCUGCCUGGGACGGUAAUUACACAUAUGCCGAGCUCAAUAGUGCAGCCAAUAAGCUUGCUCACUACUUAAUCAAAUCCUACAGCGUCAAGCUGAACGAUCUUGUCCAUGUUUGCUUUGACAAAUCAGCAUGGUACAUAGUGUCGAUAAUUGCAAUCAACAAAGCAGGUGCCACUUGGGUCCCAUUAGAUCCUUUCCACCCAGAGCAACGAUUACGAUCAAUUGUCAAUCAGACUAAGUCCACGCUGGCUUUGGCGUCACCAGGCAAUAUAACACUCUGUUCUGCCUUGGUUGACAAUGUUGUCGAGGUAUCUUCAGCUCUCGAUAGUAUGCUUCCUGCACAAGACGGACUUGAAAGCCCCAAAGUCUCUGUGUCUUCACGAACUGCUGCAUACAUACUAUUUACCUCAGGCUCAACUGGCACACCCAAAGGCGUUGUGAUACAGCACCGCUCUUUAUGCACAAAUAUGAAUGCAAUUGCGAAGAGGGUCCGCUAUCAUUUAGAUGUGCGCAUUCUUCAAUUUUCCGCCUACGUAUUUGAUUUCUCUAUUCUUGAGAUUAUCAUGUCAUUGCUUCAAGGGGCUUGCGUUUGUGUUCCCUCGGAGCACAUACGGAUGAAUGGUAUAGUCGAUUUCAUCCGCGACAUGAACAUCAAUUGGCUCUACUUAACACCCUCCUUUUUACGCACAAUCAAUCCAAUCGAUGUUCCGAACGUAGAAUUGGUUUUUGCGGGAGGCGAAGCUAUACCGCGUGAUGUUUUCGAGACAUGGGUUGGUCGCGUUCGAUUCAUCAAUGGUUGGGGUCCUACAGAGACAACUGUCGUCGGCAGUAUUCAUGAAUUCGAAUCUGUUGACGAGUCACCGUCAACCAUCGGCCACCCUGUCGGUGGGUUCUGCUGGAUUGUCGAUCCAAACAACCCACAGCUUCUUGCACCAACCGGGACUCUUGGUGAAAUAGUCAUCCAAGGGCCAACUUUACUCCACGAGUACCUUGAUAACCCUGACAAAACUCAAGAAGCAAUUCUAUAUGACUUACCAGAAUGGGCGCCUCGCCCAGAUGAAAACAACUGGGGCCGAUUUUACAAGACUGGAGACUUGGGCUUCUAUAACGCUAACGGCAAGAUUGAGUUUUCAUCUCGUAAGGAUACGCAGGUUAAGAUUCGGGGUCUUCGUGUUGAACUCGGAGAGAUUGAAUAUCAAGUUCAAGCUUCAGUCGAAGAAAUACGCCAGAUUGCUGUAGACGUUAUCAAAACCGACAACGGCUCUAAUCUGGUUGCAUAUCUAUGUUUCAACGAUGAGAUCAGACAACUUCAUAAUGCUGAUGUUAAUGGACCAUUUUCUCCUCUCGAUACUAAUCUUCAAGAAACGCUAGCUGGCGCAAUAGGUAAAUUAAGUGUUACUCUUCCACGUUACAUGAUUCCUACCUUCUAUAUCCCAUGCAGUUAUAUGCCUAGCAUCACAUCUGGCAAGCUCGAUCGAAAGGAGCUGAAACGGCAAACAGCCGCUCUAAGCCAAUCUGAACUAAACAAAUUCUCGCUGCAUGGCGUCAGCAAACGUGCACCUGAGACUCCUAUGGAACUUCAAUUACAAAAUAUCUGGUCGAAGUUACUAUCUAUCCCAUCUGAGUCUAUUGGCCGCGAUGAUAGCUUCCUUGGGUUAGGAGGUGACUCAAUUAUGGCCAUCCAUCUUGUCACCGCGUGUCGUGAAGCCGGAGUUUCCCUCACAGUGAAGGAGAUUUUUGACGAUCCUCGUCUUUCCGCUGUUGCAUCUCAUGCCCGCUCCAUGGAUGCCAUUGAUCAAGAUCUGCCGGUUCUUCCAUUCAGUUUACUAUCUGACCGUCUCCGCGAGAUGGUUCUCAGUGAUGACACCCGAUUUCAGACUUCUUUACUUCCUAGUCAGGUUAUCGAAGAUGCUUACCCUUGUUCAAAGUUACAAGAAGGUCUGAUGGCUUUGUCUGUUAAGCAGCGCGGCUCUUAUGUCGCACAGUAUGUGUACAAGUUGUCGAGUGGCGUAGAUCUCGUUCGAUUCAAGGCUUCCUGGGAGCGAACUAUCCAGCUCUGCGCUAAUCUUCGGACCCGCAUCGUCAUGCUUGAUGGCACCUGCGUCCAAUUACUAGUCGAUGGACCUGCUGAAUGGGAUAACGCUUUUUCAACAGACCUACAGUGUACUCUCAACGCGACCCGUUCUGAGAUGACCUACGGUUCUCGUCUUAACCGUUAUGCCUUAGUUAGGGAUCCUGAGUUUGGCAACCAUUUCAUCUGGGUAUCGCACCACGCCGUCCAUGACGGUUGGACACUUCGAAUCAUCAUGAACACACUCUAUAGUCUAUACCUGGAUCAAGGGCUUCCUAAUCUUCUCCCAUACUCUGCCUUUAUCCGUUACACAGUCAAUAUUGAUAAAGAGGAGGCUAGCAGAUUCUGGACUGAGCAGAUGAAAAAUGCUAAGCGUGCAACAUAUCCUCCAAUGCCCCGCAUUGAGUCCCAUACUGGCGUCUCUCGGAUGAUGAAUAUGACGAUAUCUUUCCCUCCAUCCGUCAAAACUGUUAAUACAAAGGCUACAAUUCUUCGUGGUACUUGGGCGAUCCUUCUUGCUCGAUACUGUGAUACUGAUGAUAUCACAUUUGGAACCACUGUUUCCGGUCGACAGGCUCCUGUGCCCGGCCUAACCGGGGUGCCAGGUCCGGUCGUUGCAACAGUGCCAAUUCGUGUUCGCCUCGAGGCCAGCCAGACAGUAGCUCAGUUUUUGAGCAAUAUACAGUCACAAGCAACUGAUAUGAUUGCGUUUGAGCAAUUCGGUCUCCAGAACAUCAUUAAGUUGAGCACCGACGCUAGAGAUGCUUGUGAAUUUUCCUCACUUCUUGUCAUACAACCUCGAAGUCAUUUAGAUUUGAUCAAAGGCAAAGAAUCUUCUGAAUCUCUCUUAGUUGCAUCAGUUGAUGCCAGAAGCGGCGAGCAGUUGAUACAGAAUUACUUUACUUAUCCUCUCGUGAUUCAGGGGCAUAUUUUUGAGGACUCUAUUGAGCUUCUUCUCACAUACGACUCUACAAUCCUGUCAGAAGUUCAAAUGAAGGCACUCUCCCAUCAGUUUAACGUCGUCGCAAACCAACUAGUGAAUGAGUCUAAUGAUCCCCUUAGUUCUAUUACCAUCUCCGGCGAAUGGGAUCUUGAGCAGGCUAAGGAGUGGAAUGUUGAAAAUCCCGAAAUAUUGGAUACUUGUAUUCAUAGUCUUAUCGAAAAACAAGCACGAAUCAGACCAGACGCACCAGCUAUCUGCGCUUGGGAUGGUGAGAUGAACUACAGCCAGCUCAACAGCGCUGCUAAUCAGCUAGCUCAUCAUAUACUUAAGAUAGGUAUUAAGGCAGAUGAUCUGGUUCACGUCUGCUUUGAGAAGUCUGUCUGGUUCUUCGUUUCUAUUAUCGCAAUCAAUAAGGUUGGAGCCGCUUGGGUACCUCUUGAUCCAUCACACCCUGAACAACGCCUGCGUCAGGUUGUAGGCCAAACUUUGGCCAAAUUCGCACUUUCGUCUCCUACCAACGCAGCUCUCUGUAACAAACUGGUCCAUAACGUCAUUGAGGUCUCUCCUAGUCUUAUUGAUGAACUUUCGAAGUUUUGUGAUGGUUUUAAUAGUCCAGCUAUCAACGUACCAUCAAGCAACGCGGCCUAUGUUCUUUUCACCUCGGGCAGCACAGGAACACCCAAGGGCCUUGUAAUGCAGCACGGCGCUGUAUGCACAAGCCAAACUGCUAUUGCUAAGAGGCUAAGUCUCACACCUGACGUCAGAAUUCUUCAAUUUGCUGCGUACGUCUUCGAUCUUUCUAUUGGUGAAAUUGUAGCCCCCUUAAUCCACGGAGCCUGCGUCUGCGUGCCAUCGGAAGAGACAAGAAUGAACGGUUUAAAGGAAUUUAUCCGAGAUGCGAGGAUCAAUUGGGCGUAUCUAACGCCUUCUUUCGUUCGAACGUUAAGGCCCGAAGAUGUUCCUAGUCUUCAGCUGUUACUUCUGGCCGGCGAAGCUGUUGGAAGAGAUAUACUUGAUACAUGGUUUGGUAAGGUACGGCUGAUCAAUGGCUGGGGACCUGCCGAAACUUGUGUAUUCUCCACUUUGCACGAGUGGUCUUCUAUUGAUGAAUCACCAUUGACGAUCGGAAGACCUGUCGGAGGGUACUGUUGGAUCGUUGAAGCGGAAGAUUCGAAUAAGCUGACCCCAAUUGGCUGCUUGGGUGAAGUCGUUCUGCAAGGCCCAACACUGCUCCGUGAAUAUCUUGCUGAUCCACAGAGGAGUAAGGAGACUAUUAUUACUGAAUUGCCGCCAUGGGCACCGAAGCAAGUCUCUGAUGCUCAUCUUUGGAGCCGCUUUUACAAGUCAGGCGACCUGUGCUUCUAUAACCCGAACGGUACACUUGAGUUUUACAGCCGUAAGGAUACCCAAGUCAAGAUCCGUGGCCUUCGUGUAGAAUUAGGCGAAGUUGAACACCAUAUUCGCGAAUUACUUGAGGGCGUCAGACAGGUUGCUGUUGAUGUUUUGACAUCAGAAACAGGAACGCAGUUGGUUUCAUACAUCUGUUUUAAUGAUGACUCUCAGCCUAGCUCGCCAGAACUCAAAGCUAGCGACAUCUAUCUCCCUCUUGAUGCUGACAUUCAGGCUCGCAUUACUUCAAUGGUUGGCGAGCUUAGCGUGACUCUUCCGCGCUACAUGAUUCCCACUCUAUUUAUUCCCUGCAAAUAUAUGCCUUUUAUUACUUCCACAAAAUUAGACAGGAAGACACUGAAGUCGAUAACAGCCUCCCUUGGCAGAGAUGAACUUAUACACUAUUCGCUCAUCAAUAGUAAGAAGCGCGUCCCUGAAACCGAGAUGGAAACUCGCCUGCAGGCUAUAUGGAGCGAAAUUCUUAAUCUUCCCAUCGAUUCUAUUGGUCGUGAUGAUAGCUUCCUCCAGAUUGGCGGCGAUUCUAUUACUGCAAUAUAUUUAGUGUCAAAGGCGCGUGAAGCGGGCAUCUCUCUUAUCAUCAAGGAUAUCUUUGAUGAUUCAAGGCUGCUUGCUGUUGCUUCCAAAGCUGUCUUAUCGACGGAAUUCCAGGAGCCACAGGGACCUAUUGUCCCCUUCAGCCUUUUGAACAAGCAAACUCGUGCCCUGGUACUUGCUGGCGAAGUUCGCAAAUUUUGCGGCCUUAAUGAUGAUCACAUUAUUGAAGAUGCUUAUCCUUGCACUUCACUUCAGGAAGGUUUGAUGGCCUUGACCAUGAAGCAGCCGGGUUCGUAUGUUGCUAAGUAUGUUUACAAACUCUCUACUUUUGUUGAUAUGGAGCGAUUUCAAGCCGCAUGGAAUCGGACUAUGGAACUUUGUGGUAACAUGCGAACGCGAAUUGUCCUACUGAAUGGUACGCCAAUCCAAUUACUCCUCAAAGAAGAUAAUCAGUGGCAGUCUCUGGAGAAUGACACACUAGCCUCAAUCACCAAUUCUUCUCGAGAUCUAAAGAUGGGCUAUGGUGCUCCUCUCUGUUGGUACGGAGUGCUUGAGGAGAACAAUAAUAAAUACUUUGUGUGGUCAGCUCACCACUCCAUCUAUGAUGGCUGGGUGAUGCGCAUCUUGCUGACUACCCUAUACACCAUUUAUCUCAGCACGGAUGUACCAACCCUACAGCCUUAUUCUGGAUUUAUCAAGUACAACAUGGAGCUGGAUAGUAUGGCCUUGGCUGAUUUCUGGCGGGAGCAGCUGUCUGGCUCUAAGAGGGCUGUUUUCCCAGCACGUCAAACCUCUCCUAGUUCAUCGUCAUCAACACAAAUAUUCAAGUCUAUUAUCAGCCUCGAACAGGCUAAGCAGAGUAUCAUCACAAAGGCUUCUAUUUUGAGGGCUGCUUGGGCGAUUGUUCUUGCACGAUAUUGUGACACUGACGAUGUGAGCUUUGGUACGACUGUGUCGGGUCGCCAUGCUCCGGUUGCCGGUCUUGAGACUAUGCCAGGCCCCAUGAUAGCGACGGUUCCUGUUCGAGUUCACCUAAACCGUUCGGCCACUAAGUCCCAGUUUCUUACUGAAAUUCAAAAGCAAGCAUAUGAGAUGGUACCUUAUGAACAAUUCGGGCUUCAGAAUAUCUCUAAGCUCAGCCGCGAUGCUAGAGACACUUGUGACUUCUCGAGCUUGCUCGUUAUUCAGCCACCAGCAACUACGAUCUCGGAAAAGGACGCUGAUACUAACAUACUAAUUUAUGGCGACGAGGAACAGAGCCUUACAGAUGAUGCUAUGCAUAAUUACUUUAAUUAUCCUCUUGUGAUUAUCCUCAACACUUUCGAGGACCAUAUUCUGCAACGCUUCUUCUUUAACUCCGAGGUGUUAACUGAGGCGCGAGUAUCUGCGCUAUCGAAUCAUAUUGACCAUGUUGUGAAGAAGCUUUUAGCUGAAACUGACGAAACGCUUGAAAGUGUAAAUCUGGUCGGUGAUUGGGAUAUUCAGCACGCUCUUGCAUCCACAAGGCUCAAGCCCUCAACUGAGUCAUGCACGCACUGGCUUAUACAGGAGCGUAUUAAGACCCAGCCUAACGAUACCGCCAUCGUUUCUUGGGAUGGCGAUCUUACUUACAAAGAACUCGGUGUACUUGCAUCACGACUGGCAUGGAAGCUUCAAGGGCUUGGCGUCGGACCUGAAUCACUCAUUCCACUAUGCUUCCCUAAGUCUACUUGGGCAGUUGUUGCAAUGGUUGCUAUCGAGAUGGCUGGCGGUGCCUUUGUUCCUCUUGAUCCCAAUGCACCUGUUGCUCGCCUUCGAGGAAUUAUUGAAGAUACGAAGUCCUCUUUAGCUGUUGCUAGCCCAUCUUGCCAAGAUACUAUGCGUGAUAUUGGCAUCGAGGUGUUCGCUGUCGACGAGGCUCUUUUGCUUGAACUAUCCGACCCCGCGGACGGUGUUAAAUCUAUGGCACAGCCAGAUAAUGCAAGUGUCGUACUAUUCACUUCAGGAUCAACUGGCAAGCCCAAGGGGAUGGUUAUCCAGCACAACAGUUUGUGCUCAUCUGGAAAUGCUUAUGGUUGCGACCUCGAAAUUGGGCCCGGCACGCGUAUAUUCCAGUUCUCUGCUUAUACAUUCGACGUUGGUGUACUAGACUGUCUCGUUUCUCUUAUGCGUGGUGCAACUAUUUGCAUCCCGUCGGACCAUGCUCGUCUUAAUGACCUUGCCGGAGCCAUGAAUGUAACAAAAGCUAACUGGGUAUUCCUUACACCUACUGUUGCAGAUCUUCUCUCACCGGCCGACGUUCCUUAUCUCAAGACUCUCUGUUUAGGUGGCGAGGCUAUUAGUAAGAAAUGUGCAGACCGUUGGGUUAAUUGCACAAAUCUACAUGGCCUGUACGGCCCGGCAGAAGCGUCGAUCUGUGCUUGGAAUCCCGCUGUUGGUCAAUCGGGACGGUCAACCAACAUCGGAAGACCGACGUCUUCGGCCUUCUGGGUAGUUGAGCCUAACAAUUACAAGCGACUUGUCCCUGUAGGAUGCAUUGGCGAGCUUCUCAUUGAAGGUCCUAUGCUUGCCCGAGGAUACUUAAACGCCACCGCCGACGUUGCAUCCAACUGGAUGGAAAAUGUCGACUGGCUUCCAGGCAACAACAACAAGAGAGUCUAUAGGACUGGUGAUCUGGUUCGGCGCAAUGCAGAUGGCACUUUCGAAUUUAUGGGCCGUAAAGAUACUCAAGUUAAACUUCAUGGUCAGCGUGUUGAACUUGGUGAAAUCGAAUCUCGUAUCCAUGAAUUCCUGCCAAAGGAUAUGGCUGCUAUUGUGGCUGUUGUCAAGGAUGAACACGAGCAUGAUAGUUUGCUCGCUUUCUUAUGGUACACCGAAGGCGCUGUGGCCUCUCAGCCAACUGCUCAUUUAAUGGAAGUUGUCACGGAUGAGGCUCGAUCUAUGAUUUCCUUUGUUGAUUCCUCUCUCGGAAUGGUGUUGCCCUCGUAUAUGAUUCCAUCAUCUUAUCUAAUAUUUGAGGGUAAACCUGACCAAACUGUUAACGGCAAGGUUAACCGUAAUGGCCUGCUUGCCCACGCCCAUAAUUUAUCGACACAAGAUCGCCUGCGCUUUGCGCCUGUUGUUAGCAAGAGUGAACCACCAAGCACCACCAUGGAGUUCACACUCAGAGACCUCUGGGCUCAGGUAUUACAAAUUGAUGCCGAAUCCAUUGGGAAAAAUGAUAGCUUCCUUCGCAUUGGAGGUGACUCUAUUAGUGCUAUUCAGCUCGUCUCCCUGGCCCAGCAAAAUAACAUUGGUCUUACGGUAGCUACCAUUUUCAACGAUCCUCGCCUAUCUCACAUGGCUGAAGCUGCCAAUACUGAGGAAAUCAUGCCGGUAUAUGAGACUAAACCUUUUAGUAUCAUUCCUGCUUCUGCCAUGGAUAUAGUUCUUGGUGAGGUGCGAUCACAGUGCACCGAUCUAUCUGAGACCGCAGUCAUCGAAGAUGCUUAUCCUUGCACUCAAUUACAAGAAGGCUUGAUGAUUCUGGCAGUCAAGCAACCUGGAUCAUAUGUUGCAAAGCAUGUAUACCGCCUUACUGCUAAUGUCGAUGUUGAGCGCUUCAAGCAUGCUUGGAAUCAGACGGUAAAUGCUUGUGCAGCACUCAGGACGCGAUUAGUUCUUGUUGAUGGCUCUGCUUUCCAAGCCGUUAUCAAGGAUUCAGUCCAGUGGCACGCAUCGCCUGAUCUUCGCUCAUUCGUAAUGUCCACGGAAAAUUCUCAAAUGGGCUAUGGCUCUCCUCUCUGUCGAUAUGCUAUUAUUGAGCAGAAUGAAGAGAAGUAUUUUGCUUGGAAUAUCCACCACACUAUCUUCGACGGGUGGACUUUGCCACUAAUAAUGGGCACGCUUCACGCCUUCUACCGUGGUACCGAUGUCCCUUCUCUCCUUCCAUUUGCUGGCUUUGUGAAGUAUGUCAUGGAUAUGGACUAUGGCGCCGCCAGCGAAUAUUGGAUCAAGCAGCUUCACGGCGCUAAGAAAGCCAUUUUCCCUCCUGGAAGUGAAACAAUUAGAGCUACGAAAAAAUCAGAUAAAUCAACUCGCGUGAUGCACAACACGGUCCAGUUCCCAAGGUCUACUGAUACAUCGAUUACGAAGGCUACUAUCCUCCGAGCUGCCUGGGCUAUUGUACUUGGACGAUAUAACGAUUCCAACGACGUUUGCUUCGGUACUACAGUUUCCGGUCGCCAUGCCCCUAUUCCUGGCAUAGAGCGAAUGCCUGGUCUUGUCGUUGCGACUGUUCCUGUUCGCAUUAAGCUUGACCAGAACCAGUCUCUGAAUAGCUUCUUAGAAGGCAUUCAAUCACAAGCCUCUGAGAUGGUAACUUACGAGCAGUUUGGUAUCCAAAAUAUAUCUAAACUAAAUGCUCAAGCUAAGGAGGCUUGUGACUUUACUAGCUUGUUAGUCGUGCAGCCAGUCCAGCAUAUAACUUCCACUGGUAGCGAGGAAGAAGCGGCCCUUCUUACUGCUGCUGCAACUGAGGACAUUCAAGUCGAUGAAAUGCUAGAGAACUACUUUAAUUACCCCCUAGUUCUACAGUGCCAGUUAUUGGAUGACCGCGUCGAUUUUGUCCUUGUCUACGAUUGUGACAUUAUCGAUGAGCACCAACUUGUUGGCCUGUCCCACCAAUUCGAACAAGUGGUUUCCCAGUUACUUAGACAGGACAGCAGCUCUUUAUCCACGGUUUCAGUGGCAAGCGAGUGGGAUUUAGAAUUCGCACGUGCCGCAAACCAUAGCGAGCCUACUGUUAUUGACGACUGUAUCCAUCAUUUGAUUGAACAACAAGCCCUAAUCAACCCAGAGGCUGAAGCCUUAAGCGCUUGGGAUGCUAAAUUUACUUACACUGAAUUAGAUCGCUCUGCCAAUAGAUUGGCGCAUUAUCUUAUCCAAUCUUCAGGCGUUCAAGUUGGCGAUUGUGUUCACGUGUGCUUUGAGAAAUCGGCUUGGUAUGUGAUCUCGAUCUUGGCUAUCAACAAAGCUGGUGCUGCUUGGAUUCCUCUCGACCCAUCACAUCCUACUGAACGCCACCAGCAAAUUGUUAGCCAAACUGGAUCUACAUUAUCCCUCACCUCCCCAGCUAAUGCUGCCAAAUGUGCCAGUGUUGUGGCCAGUGUUCUGGAAGUGACAGGCGAGUUCAUGGAAACCCUUGAAGAGCAAUACAAAGAUAGUAAGCCGGCUACCAGCGUCUCGCCCAAAGAUGUAGCUUAUAUACUCUUCACCUCUGGAUCAACUGGUAUUCCUAAAGGUGUUGUUAUAGAACAUGGAGCCCUCUGCAGUAGCCAGACCUCUUAUGUCAGGAGACUUGGUCAUGCUCCUGGUGUCCGAAUGCUUCAAUUUUCUUCUUUCGUCUUUGACGCGAGCAUUGCCGAAAUUUUUGCCCCACUGAUUUCAGGAGCUUGUGUUUGUAUCCCGUCCUGGGAGACUCAGAUGAACUCACUGACAGGCUACAUAUGUAAAGAAAACGUUACAUGGGCACUGCUAACUCCUUCCUUUGCUCGUACUAUGGAUCCUCUGGAAGUUGCUUGCUUAGAGAUUUUGAUCCUUGGUGGCGAAGCUGUAAGCCGCGAUGUCUUCGAGCUUUGGUUUGGCAAGGUUCGUCUGUUCAACGCCUGGGGCCCUACGGAAUCUUGCGUCUUUGGUUCUCUACAUGAGUGGGAGUCUAUAAGUGAAUCGCAGAUGACAAUCGGUCGUCCACUCGGUGGUUACUGCUGGAUUGUUGACCCCGAAGAUCCGCAGAAAUUAGCCCCUACAGGCACUUUUGGCGAGGUUGUUAUUCAAGGGCCUAAUUUACUUCGCGAAUACCUUGCCGACAAAGAUAAGACUGCCUCAUCGAUUGUCGCUGCUCUUCCUGAUUGGGCCCCCAAUCGCCGCUCCCAUCACUGGAAUCGGUUCUAUAAAACUGGUGAUUUAGCGAAGUAUAACCCGGAUGGAACUUUGCAAUACUACAGCCGAAAAGACACACAAGUCAAGAUCCGUGGUUUGCGUGUGGAAUUGGGCGAGGUUGAGCACCAUAUCCGCCAGAGCCUUAUUGAUGCCCAGCAGGUCGCCGUGGAUGUGUUUAAGACGGAUGCAGGAGUCAAUCUUGUAUCAUUCAUCUGCUUUAAUAAUGAUACUCUUCCUGCCAGCAUGACUGCUGAUCUCACGAGCAACGAUAUUGUUUUGCGAUUAACAGACGAUCUCAAGGAUAGUAUCAAUAGUCUACUGGGCCAUCUCAACGUCGUUUUACCUGGAUACAUGAUUCCCACGCUAUUUGUUCCCAUUAAGUCCAUGCCGCUCGUCACUUCCGGCAAACUUGAUAGGAAGCUUUUGUUGAAGCUUACCGCUUCAGUUCCUAAGGAGCAGCUUGAGGAAUAUGCUCUUACCGGCGGCGAUAAAAGACAGCCAGAAACUGAAAUGGAAUACCGCUUACAGGAACUCUGGGCCGUCCUUCUUAAUAUGCCUGCCGCUUCUAUUGGUCGUGAUGACAGUUUUAUGAGAAUUGGUGGAGAUUCUAUCGCUGCUAUUCGCCUCGUCGCCAAGGCUCGUGAGAAUGGCAUCUCUAUUAGUGUGAAUGACAUAUUCAGUGACCCCCGGCUCCUUGCUAUCGCAGCCAAAGCUACUAUACUGAUGAAUGACAUUGAAGAAAUUACUGUCAUUGAACCAUUUACACUCAUUGAUCAGACUUACCAGUCCAUGGUAUUAAGCAGCGCUUCUGGUAUCAAUUUGUCAACUAACAUGCAAAUCGAGGAUGCCUUCCCGUGCUCAAAGCUACAGGAGGGUCUGAUGGCUUUAGCCGUGAAGCAGCCUGGCUCCUAUAUUGCUAAAUUCCAUUAUCGAUUGCCGCCUCAUGUCGAUGUAGCCCGCUUCAAAAGAGCAUGGGAACAGACUGUUGAGCUCUGUGCUAAUAUGCGUACACGGAUUGUCAGUGUUGGAGGUACGACUAUCCAAAUAGUGAUCAAGAACGAUAUCGCUUGGGAAGAUACUACCGGCAUGACAUUAAAGUCAUACUUACGCACCACUCAGCAAACAGAGAUGGGCUAUGGUUCUCGCCUUUGCCGUUACGCGCUGAUUAAAGAAGAAGGUCAGGAUGUCCAAUUCUUUUGGAGCAUUCAUCACGCUGUCUUCGAUGGCUGGACAACACCCAUUAUUAUUGGCGCUUUACACAGCGCCUAUAGAGGCAUUGAAAUGCCCAGGAUCGAAAACUACGCUAAAUUCAUCAAAUACACGAUGGAUGUCAAUAAGAAAGAUGCCAGCGAGUAUUGGAUGACGGAGCUUCACGAUGUUAAGAAAGCUACAUUCCCUUCCACUCCCUCGAUUGCACCAUCUGACGGAAACGACGUGACACGGUUUAUGGAAACUAGAAUUGAUUUGCCUCAGAAUGGCAUGGCUGUCACUAAAGCUACUAUACUUCGCGCGGCCUGGGCCAUAGUUCUUGCGCGCUACUGUGAUACCGAUGAUGUUUGUUUUGGAACAACAAUCUCGGGCAGACAGGCUCCUGUUUCAGGAUUGAUGGAGAUGCCUGGACCAGUUAUCGCUACGGUGCCAAUUCGAGUUCGUCUAGAUCGACAGAAAUCUGUUGAUGGCUUCCUUCAAGACAUCCAAAGCCAAGCCACUAAAAUGCUCGCCUAUGAACAAUUUGGCCUCCAAAAUAUCAGCAGAUUGAGCGCUGACGCAAAGGAAGCUUGCGACUUUUCAUCGCUACUUGUUAUCCAGCCAAUUCAAUCUCUUACUUAUAAUGACAGCAAUGAAAAGACUCUACUGGCUGCUCCUGAAUCUGCUGUCGAGACUAAGGAUGAAGUAAUGCAAAACUACUUUUCGUAUCCAUUAGUAAUUCAAGCGCACUUGCACGAAAACUACAUUAAUCUUGUAUUAAUUUACGAUUCUGUGGUUCUGCAAGAGGCGCAACUUCUCGCCCUUUCUCAGCAAUUUAAACAUGUUGUUGAGCAGCUAGUGUCUGAACCUCAAUUAAGCCUUGGAUCUCUCACUGUCGCUUCUGACUGGGAUGUUACACAAUCUAUCAAGUUUAAUUCUGAAAUCCCUGAUAUUGUCGACUCGUGUGUUCAUCAGCUUAUUGAGAGACAAGCUGAAAUUCGUCCUGAUGCAAUGGCAAUUAGGUCUUGGGACGCAGAGCUCACAUAUUCCGAAUUUAACCGUGCUGCUAACCGUCUCGCCAACUAUCUGACAGCUAAUUAUAGCAUCAAAACGGAUGACCUGAUACAUGUCUGCUUUGAAAAAUCGGCUUGGUUCUUUGUGUCUAUCCUGGCUAUUAACAAGUCGGGCGCUGCUUGGGUUCCACUCGAUCCUACUCACCCGGAACAGCGACUUCGACAAGUUGUAUCUCAAACAUGUUCCGAAAUUACACUAACUUCGGCUGCAAAUAAGAAUUUGGUUUCUAGCUUGUCUAAGUCAGUUAUUAUUGUAGACUCAGAACUUGAUCUGCAGCUGUCUAAGGUUGAGGAAUACAGCCAGAAGGGCCCAGUAACGGCUACAUCUUCGGAUAACGCUGUAUAUGUUCUCUUCACCUCUGGAUCUACCGGUACGCCUAAAGGUCUAGUUAUGCAACACGGCUCAGUCUGUACAUCUCAAACAGCCAUCGUUAAGAGGCUUGGCCUAACACCUAGUGUACGCAUGUUACAAUUCGCUGCCUUCGUGUUCGACCUUUCGAUUGGAGAGAUAAUUGCGCCAUUGAUAACAGGCGCUUGUCUGUGUAUACCAUCUGAACAUACUAGGAUGAAUAGCCUUACCCAAUUUAUUCGCGAUAUGGAGAUUAAUUGGGCAUUCCUUACGCCUUCAUUCAUCCGUACGAUCAACCCAGUAGAGGUUCCAGGACUUGAUCUUGUAUUAUUAGCCGGUGAGGCUGUCCCUCGAGACGUCUUAACCACUUGGUUUGGCAAAGUUCGCCUAAUCAAUGGAUGGGGGCCUGCCGAGACCUGUGUGUUCUCAACACUCCAUGAGUGGAAGUCAGUUAACGAGUCACCUCUCACAAUUGGUAAGCCAGUCGGUGGUUUCUGUUGGGUUGUUAACCCUGAAGAUCCUCAUCGCCUCGCUCCGAUUGGAACGCUUGGAGAAGUUGUCAUUCAAGGCCCGACCUUGUUAAGCGAAUAUUUAUCUGAUCCUGAACGAACGCGGUCUUCUACACUGUACAAUCUCCCCAAGUGGGCCCCUCGCCCUGACUCUAAACACUGGAAUAAGUUCUAUAAGUCUGGCGAUCUGUGUUAUUACAACCAAGACGGCACGAUUGAAUUCGCAACUCGUAAAGAUACACAAAUCAAGAUCCGUGGUUUACGUGUGGAGCUUGGAGAAGUUCAGCAUCACAUCCAACAAGCACUUCCUGAUGCCCGACAAGUCGCCGUCGACGUCUAUAAAGGUGAAAAUGGCACAAACCUCGCUGCAUAUUUCUGCUUUAGUGAUGAGACCCGAACUGUGGGUGUCAAUGAUGAUGCUUCUGGAGGUCCAUUCUUACCAAUUAGCGAGGAUUUACAGUCUUGCUUAGCAGCAGUUGUUAGCAAGCUUAGUAUUUCACUGCCUCGUUAUAUGAUCCCGACCAUGUUCAUCCUUUGCAGCUAUAUGCCUUUCAUUACCUCAACAAAACUUGACCGCAAUGAGCUGAAGAAGCUUACCGGAGCAUUAGAUAAGACCCAAAUAGCUCAAUAUUCUCUCCUUGAUGGUAAGAAACGCUCACCAGAAACUCCUAUGGAGGUGUUCUUCCAAAAGCUUUGGUCCGAGCUUCUUGGAAUUCCGAUCGAAUCCAUCGGUCGCGACGAUAGCUUUCUGGGCCUUGGUGGUGACUCUAUUACUGCAAUUCACAUGGUCAAUGCCGCCAGAGAACUAGGUAUUGUGCUUGCUGUCAAGGAAAUAUUUCAAGAUCCGCGCCUUUCUACUGUUGCGGACAAGGCUCGAGAGGCCGGAGAAGACGAGCACGCGUCUAUUGUCCACAUCACUCCAUUCUCGUUACUUGAUAGGACUGUGCGUCAGCUAUCUCUCGGUGAUGAAGCUCGACAACUUUGUGGGUUAGAAGAUAAUGAAGAGGUCGAAGAUGCCUACCCGGCAACUACAUUCCAGGAAGGCCUAAUGGCUCUAUCAGUAAAGCAGCCGGGUUCAUACAUUGCCAAAUAUGCCUACAAACUAUCUCAUGACGUCGACACCUCUCGCUUUAAGGCUGCCUGGGAACGCACUGUUGCUUUAUGUCCAGCUAUGCGGACCAGAAUCGUUCUUAUAGAUGGCAAGUGUAUUCAGACAAUCAUCAAAGAGGAGACUUGUUGGCAAUCCCAAGAGCACAAAGAUGCCCACAACGCAAUCCAAGCUGCUCAGAAAAUUGAGAUGACCUAUGGCUCUCGCCUUUCUCAACUUGUCUUAGCCGAAGGUGAUAAUGGGAACAAAUACUUCCUCUGGACAAUUCAUCACGCCGUUCACGAUGGCUGGACCAUCCGUCUGAUAAUGAACACCUUCCAGAACGCUUAUCAUAACCUGGAACUGCCUACACUAAAGCCAUACUCAGGAUUUAUUCACUAUCUGACGACUAUCAAUUCUCAAGAUACCAUCAAGUACUGGACUCAGCAGCUUCGAGGAGCUAGCAAGGCAUCUUAUCCUCCUGCCACGCCAACUUCCGCAUCAGAGGCAAUUACUCAGGUCAUCAGCAAGACAAUCCAAGUUCCCACUUCUACUGAUGCCGCCAUUACGAAAGCAACAAUAAUGCGAGCUACUUGGGCUAUCUUGCUCGCCCGUUAUUGCGAUACUGAUGAUGUAACUUUCGGUACAACCAUAUCUGGAAGACAAGCGUCUGUAUCAGGCCUCAUGGAUAUGCCUGGUCCUGUGGUCGCGACUGUUCCCGUGCGUGUUCGUCUAGACCAACAACAGACAAUUAGCAAGUACCUCCAGACUAUUCAAAAUCAAGCCCACGAGAUGGUCCCAUACGAACAAUAUGGCUUAUCAAACAUCGGAAAGAUUAGUCCCGACUUCAGGGAAGCAUGUGACUUUACAAGCUUGCUGGUUGUGCAACCUCGAACACACUUGGACUCAAGAAGCAAAGGCAUAUCUGGUGAUGACGAAGCCACAUCGUCCGCUCUACUAUUGCCUGCCGAUAUUGCGGGUAAUUCAGCUGAGGAAUUAAUGCAAGGAUACUUUUCUUAUCCUCUUGUCAUCCAGGGCCAUCUUCUCAGUGAUUCAAUUGAAUUGAUCAUUACCUAUGACUCUUCAGUACUCUCUCAGCCGUCUAUGGAAGCUCUUUGCUAUCAAUUUGAGCAUGUGGCUUCUCAGCUAUUCACAGAUCAAGUUCACCUACUGGGUGAUUUGAGUGUUGCUUCCAAUUGGGAUCUACAGCGCGCCACCGAAUUUAACUCGGAGACACCAGAGAUCAUGGAUACGUGCAUUCAUCACCUUAUAGAAUUGCGUGCAAGGGAAGCGCCUAAUUCGCCAGCUAUCUGGGCCUGGGAUGGUGAGUUAACUUACGGUCAGCUUAAUGAAGCCGCCAAUAGGUUAGCACACUAUCUUAUCAGUGAGUAUGAUGUUCAAGUUGAAGAUCUCAUUCAUGUCUGCUUCGAGAAAUCGGUUUGGUAUUGGGUAGCCAUCUUUGCUAUCAACAAGGCCGGUGCUGUGUGGGUUCCUCUAGAUCCAUCUCAUCCUGAGCAACGUCUCCGUCAAGUUACUUCCCAAACGCGAUCUAAGUUGGCCCUCACAUCUAACAAUACCCGGAAUUUACUUUCUGGUAUCAUUGACCGAGUGAUUGAAGUUUCAUCUGCCUUGUACAGGCAUAUCAAUGUCUCGCUCGGUGCAAAGAAUCCUCAAGUCUCAGUUUCAUCUCACAAUGCUGCCUAUGUGCUGUUCACUUCUGGAUCCACGGGUGUGCCCAAAGGUCUGGUCAUGACUCAUGGUGGCAUUUCAACCAGUCAGAUGGCUAUCAAAAAGAGAAUGGGCAUAAACUCAAGCAACAGAACGCUCCAAUUUGCUUCGCAUGUGUUUGACUUGUGUCUCGGCGAAAGUAUACUACAGCUGAUUUCGGGCGCCUGUAUAUUCAUUCCUUCUGAGUACACUCGAAUGAAUGGUCUGAAAGACUUCAUUACUGAGCAUAAGAUUAACACUCUUUUCCUCACGCCAUCCUUCGUGCGAACCCUGAGUCCUGACCAACUCCCCUCAGUCACACUUUUGCUAUUAGCUGGUGAAGCCGUUCCUCGUGACAUUCUUACCACUUGGUUUGGUAAAGUUCGAUUAUGGAACGGUUGGGGUCCUGCUGAGACUUGUUUAUUUAGCUCCCUACACCAGUUCCAAUCUGUAGAUGAAUCACCAUUGACAAUCGGCCGUCCUGUAGGAGGCUUCUGUUGGGUUGUAGAUCCGACGAAUGCUAAUAAGCUUGCCCCUAUUGGCACGCUGGGCGAAGUUGUCAUCCAGGGUCCAACAGUCUUACGCGAAUAUCUAGCCGAUGUCGAACGUACCAAGGCCACUACAAUGUAUAAGUUGCCUGCCUGGGCACCAUACCAAGAUCAGCCCUCUUGGUCACGAUUCUUUAAGUCCGGUGAUUUAGCUUCAUACAAUCCUGACGGUACACUUGAAUUCUCCAACAGGAAGGAUACACAAGUUAAGAUUCGCGGCCUUCGUGUGGAGCUUGGCGAAGUUGAGUAUCACGUCCAGAGUAGCCUUGAAGGUGCUCGUCAAGUUGCUGUUGACGUAUUCACGACCGAUUCCGGUACAAGGCUCAUCGCAUAUUUCUGUUUCUCGGAUGAAACACGCACGGCAAGCAUUUCUGAAUCAGAUGAGAGCAUCUUCUUGCCUGUAACAGAAGAGCUACAGGCGCAGCUUACAAAUAUGAUCAGCCAGCUCAAUGUUACACUGCCUCGUUACAUGGUGCCCUCACUUUUCCUGCCAUGCCGCUACAUGCCUUUCAUCGCGUCCACCAAGCUUGACAGAAAUAAAUUAAAGAAGCUCGUUUCUGAACUUAGCCAUGAGGACCAUGCUGCUUAUUCACUACGCAACUGCGUCAAACGCAUGCCUGAGACGGAAAUGGAAACUCGCAUGCAAGAGCUCUGGUCCACCGUGCUGCACAUGCCCAAAGAAGAAAUUGGCUGCGAUGAUAGCUUCUUGCAAAUUGGUGGUGAUUCAAUUGCUGCUAUCCAGCUUGUAACAAAUGCUCGUGAGGCCGGCAUUUCGAUUGCGGUUAAGGAUAUCUUUGAUGAUCCUCGUCUCUCGAAGCUUGCCUUAGUGGCUAGUAAUAACUGUAGCCGAGUCAACAUCUCUACAGUUAUUCCUCCCUUCAGUCUACUUGGAGAUUCACUUACAGGAUCUCUCCUCUCUGACGCUGCGAAGGAGCAGUGUAAUCUCUCUGGAGAUGACCUGCUUGAGGAUGCCUAUCCUUGCACAAAGCUACAAGAGGGUCUAAUGGCACUCGCCAUUAAGCAACCCGGAUCCUACAUUGCUAAAUAUGUCUACCAACUUCCUGCCCAUGUCGAUGUUGGCAAAUUCCGCGGUGCCUGGGAGCGUACCGUCCAAAGUUGUGCCAACCUCCGCACACGUGUCAUUAUUGUAAAUGGUAUCACCACUCAAGUCCUACUAAAAGACGAUAUCGCUUGGGACGACACAUCCAAUAUGACACUUGAGACUUAUGCUCGUGCCACGCUCCAAUUUGAGAUGGGGUAUGCCAAACGCCUGUGCCGAUAUGCCAUCAUUGAGGAACAUAAUGCCACUUAUUUCGCUUUCAGCAUCCAUCACACUGUCUUUGACGGCUGGUCUCUUCCAUUGGUAAUGAGUACACUGUCUGCGGCGUAUUAUGACCUUGAGCUUCCUUCCCUACAGCCGUAUGCUGCUUUCGUCAAGUAUACAAUGAACAUCAAUAACAACGCCGCUUCCGAGUAUUGGAAGAUGCAACUCGAGGGAGCCAAACGUGCAAGCUUCCCGGCACCCAGUGACAAGUCCGGAAUUUCACAUACUCGCGUUACUAAUAAAACCAUCGAGUUUCCCAAGUCAACAAACACAUCCAUCACUAAGGCUUCUAUUCUACGAGCUGCUUGGGCUAUUGUCCUUGCACGUUAUUCCGAUAGUGACGAUGUCUGCUUCGGUACCACAGUCUCGGGUCGUCAUGCCAAUGUCACCGGUCUUGAAGCUAUGCCUGGUCUGGUAGUUGCUACUGUUCCUGUUCGUAUUCGCCUUGAUAAGGAAAAGCGUCUUUCUCAAUUCCUUCAAGAUAUACAAACGCAGGCCUCAAACAUGGUUGAUUAUGAACAGUUUGGCAUCCAAAAUAUCUCUAGACUUGGCUCUGACGCUAAAGAGGCCUGUGAUUUCACAUCCCUAUUAGCCAUCCAGCCAGUUCAGCACAUGAGUGCAGACAGCAACAAUCCUGGCGAUCAGAAUGCUCUCAUACUUCCUGCUGCCGCUCCUCAUAUUCAAGCUGAGGAAAUGCUGCAGAAUUAUUUCUCCUAUCCAUUGGUUAUCCAGUGUCACCUCUUGGAUAGCCUUGUCAACUUGGUCUUUAUCUAUGACUCCGAUGUUCUUGGCGAAGCUCAACUGGGCGCUAUGAUGCAUCAAUUUGACCAUGUUAUCCAACAACUCCUUACUCAUAGUGACGAACCACUGGGCGAUGUGAGUGUCUCGGGGCCGUGGGAUGUCCAGCGAGCUGUGCAGUUGAACAACAAGAAGUCUGAUUUCAUACAUACUUGCCUCCAUGACAUGUUCACCAAGCACGCCUCGAACGCCCCUCACCACGAGGCCAUCUAUUCAUCAAAAGGUAGUCUCACAUAUGGUGAGCUUGACCACCUUACAGAUAUUCUCGCUACACACCUGAGCUCGUUGAAUGUUGGCCCAGAAACCGUGGUGCCGUUUUGCUUCGAGAAAUCCAUGUGGGCCGUGGUUGCGAUUUUGGCCAUUCUCAAGGCAGGCGCCGCAUUUGUGCCUCUUGAUCCAUUACAUCCAAUCAGCCGUCGUGAAGCAUUGGUUAGAGAAGUUAAUGCCCGCGUACUCAUCGCAUCUUCUGACGCAGUCGCCUCGUGUGCAGGUAUGGCUGAGCAUGUUGUCGAGUUAUCGCCUAGCGUAAUGGCUAGACUUGCUACUUCUGUUACUCUCAAGAUCCUACCAAAGGUUGGACCGAGGAACACGGCAUAUAUCCUGUUCACCUCUGGAUCUACUGGUAAGCCCAAGGGUGUUGUUAUGCAACAUGGCUCCUUCAGCUCUACUACCAUUGGAUAUGGCAAGGUUUAUAACCUUUCACCGUUGUCGAGAAUAUUCCAGUUCUCCAAUUACAUCUUUGAUGGUAGCCUUGGUGAGAUUUUUGGCCCACUGGCCUUUGGCGGAACCAUUUGUAUCCCUAGUGAUGAUGAGCGCCUGCAAUGCGCUCCGGACUUUAUGCACAGAGCCAAGGUCAACACAGCCAUGUUGACACCAUCCUUUGUGAGAACUUUUACACCAGAUAAAGUGCCACAUCUGAAGACUCUUGUUCUCGGUGGCGAAGCCGCCUCUAAGAGCACCUUAGAGAUGUGGGUUGACCGAGUCACUCUGUUCAAUGGUUACGGGCCGGCUGAGGCUUGCAACUAUGCCACUACCCAUAUUUUCAAGUCCAGUGCCGAAUCUCCUCGCCUCAUCGGAUCCAGUUUCAACGGUGCCUGCUGGGUUGUAGAGCCUAGUAACCAUAACAAGCUCACACCGAUAGGUUGCACGGGAGAACUCGUUCUCCAGGGUCACGCUCUGGCUCGAGGUUAUCUAAAUGACAAAAUGAAGACAGAAGAAUCGUUUGUUUGUGAAAUUGGCUCGCUUCCAUCUUCGCUCUUACACGAGCCCAAGCGAUUCUACCUUACGGGAGAUCUAGUCCGUUACAACUCAAAUGGCGAGUUAGAAUACCUCGGACGGAAAGACUCUCAGGUUAAACUAAGAGGCCAGCGUCUUGAGCUAGGUGAAAUUGAAUACAACAUUACUCAGUCACUCUCGAGCGUGCGCCAUGUCGCUGUUGAUGUUAUGCACAGACAGGCGGGUGAUUCACUGGUCGCAUUCAUCUCGUUUUCUGGCCAUGCAAACACUAAAUGGACCUCAGACGAUCUGUGUCUUAAUCUAGUUGCUCCUAAUGAGACUAUGAGGUCUACGCUUGGAAGUUUGAGAGAGAAUUUGAAGGCCUCUCUUCCCGCUUAUAUGGUUCCCAGUAUCAUUCUUCCUCUUCAAUGUAUGCCUUUCAUUACUUCGAUGAAACUUGACAGAACCCAACUGCGAGCCCUGGGAAGCUCUCUAUCUUCUGAAGAGCUUGCCGCAUUUACUCCGGGCAAGGCAGACAAGAUUGAGCCAACAACUCAUAUGGAAUUCAAGCUGCGCGAUCUCUGGGCUCAGAUCCUUAAGAUCUCCGCGGAAGAGAUUGGCAAAAACGACAGCUUCCUGCAGAUUGGAGGUGACUCUAUCUCAGCUAUUCACCUGAUUACCCUGGCUCAAGAGCAUGGUGUUCUACUCACUGUUGCAAGUAUUUUCGCCGAUCCUCGACUAUCAUCAGUUGCUGCAUCGGCAAGAUUCGGCUAUGUUACAGAGACAUAUGAGGCUGAGCCUUUUAGCAUGGUCCUGCCAUCUGAUCGCAAAGUUGUCACUCGUGAAAUUAUGCAGCAAUGCAAUCUCUCUUCCACCGAAUUAAUCGAGGACGCCUAUCCGACUACGAAACUACAAGAAGGUCUUAUGGCUUUGACUGUUAAACAGCCUGGCUCUUACACAGCUCGCUACGUGUACCGCAUUCCUGAGCAUGUCAACACUGAGCGGUUCAAAGCGGCUUGGGAUAAGACUGUCGAAGUCUGCCUAAAUCUUCGAACUUCCAUUGUUCUUAUUGGCUUUAAAACCAUCCAAGCCGUUAUCAAAGCUAAUUUAGAGUCACUGUGGGAGCCUACCACAGAUGUCUCUUUACAGUCGUAUAUGAGGAAUGCGAUCCAAGCUUUCAACAUGGGCUAUGGCUCUCGUCUCUGCCGCUACGCUCUGAUUGAAGAUGGCGGUAACAAUUAUUUUGCCUGGCACAUUCAUCACUCAGUGUAUGAUGGCUGGACUCAGCCGUUAAUCAUGUCCACCUUCUACGCUGCCUACUUCGGCACUGAGCUGCCCCCUCUGCAGCCUUUUGCCCGUUUCGUCAAAUACACGACGACCAUUGAUCAAGAUGACGCUGCAGAAUACUGGAGACACCAACUUUACGAUGCCAGACCGGCUUCCUUCCCAGCUGUUGACAAGAAAUUAGCUGCUACAAAUGGCAACAUAGAUGUAACCCGGAUAUUCACAAAGUCUAUUGACUUCCCACGCACGACAAACACCUCUAUCACUAAGGCUACAAUUAUGCGAGCUGCUUGGUCAAUUGUUUUGGCUCAAUACUGCGAUACUGAUGAUGUAUGCUUUGGCACUACGGUCUCUGGCCGUCACGCUCCUGUUCCUGGUCUAGAUUCUAUGCCUGGCCCCAUGCUUGCCACCGUCCCUGUCCGAAUCCGUCUUGAUAAAGAUCAGCCAACGUCACAGUUCCUCCAUGAUGUUCAGAUUCAAGCUUCAGAAAUGGUCGCGUAUGAGCAGUUCGGUCUCCAAAACAUCGGGGCUCUAAGCACUGAAGCUAAGCAAGCAUGCGACUUUUCCAGCUUGCUCGUCAUCCAACCCGCUCAGGCUGCUAAUGAGAAUGAUGCGGCCGACAGAGGUGAUAUCUUGGUACUGGCUGACUCCGUGAAUUCCACCGAGGCAUCUUUGCAGAACUUCUCCAAUUAUCCAUUGGUCAUUCAAAUUGCUCCCAUGGAUAACCACUUCGAGUUACUCCUAAUUUACGACUCAAAUGCUCUGACAGAGUUCCAAGUAAUGUCUAUUUCUGAGCAAUUUGGUAAUGUUGCCAAACAACUUAUUAUCCAAAAUAAGGCAUUAAUUGGCGACAUCGAAGUCGCCGGAUCUUGGGAUCUACAGAAGCAACUCGAGUGGAACAGUGAAAUUGAUAGUCCCGCUGACAGCACUCUCCACGAUCUUUUCUCGAAGCAGGCAGCUAUUAAACCAGAUCACGAAGCUUUGUACAGCAGUGAAGGAAGCAUGACUUAUAGCGAACUCGAUCAUCUGACAACUCAAUUUGCUGUAUACCUCAGCCGCCUUGGUGUCCGACCUGAGACCAUUGUGCCUUUUUGCUUUGAAAAAUCAAUGUGGGCUAUCGUCGCAAUGUUGGGUAUUCUCAAAGCUGGUGGUGUUUUCAUCCCAUUGGAUCCAUCACAUCCAACAAGUCGCCGCCAAGCUCUAGUGGACGAAGUUUGCGCACAGUUCAUGGUUGUGUCGCCUACAACCGCCUCUGAUUGUCAGGGCAUGGUUCAGAACACGAUCGAGCUUUCUCAAUCCUUCAUUGCUCACAUUUCUACCAUCAAUGUCACAAAACAAUCUUUCGUCAGGCCAGGCCCCAAUAACGCCGCAUAUGUCCUGUUUACUUCCGGUUCGACUGGUAAGCCAAAAGGUGUCAUUAUCGACCACAAGGGCGUUGCCACGGUGCUCCUCAGGCAACGCGAGGACUUCUCAAUCAACGGAGACUCACGGAUGCUACAAUUUUCCAACUACGUAUUUGACGCUUGUAUCAUCGAAAUCUUCACGACACUCAUUGCUGGUGCUACUGUUUGCGUACCCACAGAACACCAACGUGUACACAACACUGCAGCCUUCAUUCGUGAAGCUCGCAUUAAUCAUGCGAUCCUAACGCCUACAUUCACCAAGACUCUGUCUCCGGAACAAAUUCCUGGAAUGAAGGCUAUCAUCCUCGUGGGUGAAGCCCCCACAAAGGAGAUUAUCGAUAUCUGGGUUGAUAAGGUGGAACUUCACAACGGCUAUGGUCCAGCAGAGGCUUGCGUAACUUCGACUAACUACACAUAUUCUUCAUCUGUCAAUUUUUCAGCUACCAAUAUUGGUCGCAGCUUUACACACGGCCUAUGGGUUGUCGACCCCGAUGACCAUAAUCGCCUUAUGCCGACCGGUUGCGUUGGUGAGCUAUUGCUACAAGGUUCAUCUCUGGCCCGCGGCUACAUCAACGAUGAGGAGAAGACUAGGAAAUUUUUUAUUAAGGAAGUUGAGUGGCUGCCAUCUGAGGCCAAUGUGGGAGAACGCCGAUUCUAUAAGACUGGUGAUCUAGUUCGCUAUAAUCUCGACGGCUAUGUCGAAUAUCUGGGCCGAAAAGAUACUCAAGUCAAGGUCCGAGGCCAACGUAUCGAGCUUGGUGAAAUCGAGCACCACAUUAAGAACUCCAACACUGCCAUCGAGCAUGCCGUUGUCGACAUCACUCGAAAUGCUGGCCGCGAGUCUCUCCUCGCCUUCAUUUGCUUCACCUCGCAGCAGGAGGCCGAGAGUGUUUCUAAGGAGAUUCGCCUCACGGAAGUCACCGAGGAGCUUCGCGAGAUGUUCUCUGACAUUGUCACCACCAUCAGCUCCAAUUUACCUAGCCACAUGAUUCCGAAGUACCUAAUCCCCGUUGACUAUAUGCCACAUAACGCUGCUGGUAAAUUAGAUCGAAAGAUGCUUGUCGCUUCUAUUGCCAAACUCACAACUGACGAUCUUUCCAACUAUCUCGCCGGCCAACGUCUGCCUUUCCGUGACUGCUCAACCGAUACCGAAUUCUGGAUUCGACACCAAUGGGCCACUACUCUUGAUCUUCCCGCCGAGACCGUCGGCGUAGACGACAACUUUUAUAGCCUCGGCGGUGACUCUAUUCGCAUCGUUACCAUUUCCAAGGCUAUCCUCAACCAAUAUGGUGUUUCCCUUGGUAUGUCUCUCCUUAACUCGAAGCACACCACGAUUGCGAAUAUGGCCAAGCACAUCGACAACGAACACAACGGGCAAGAAAAGGAGCAAUUAAGUGGCGUUGACUUUAAUGGUGAAAUAUCGUCUCUCUCUCGCUCUGUAUUGGAUACCGGAGCACUCAAUCUCGCUGCCAAUCCCAAAACUGAGCUACCUGACCAAGCCAUUGUCUUCCUCACCGGCGCCACUGGUUUCCUUGGACAAGAGAUCCUUAGGCAACUCAUUUGCAACAAUGCUAUUGCUUCAAUCAUAACGCUCGUACGAGCCAAGUCUCCCGAUCACGGCCUAGACCGUAUCCGCGAAACUGCCAAGAUCGCUGGCUGGUGGCAAGAAAAUUACACGAGCAAGAUCGAGAUCUGGUGUGGUGAUUUGAGCAAAAAGCGAAUGGGUCUAAGCGAUGUACAAUGGGCACGCCUAGCCGGCCAAUCCAGCAACAACGUCGAUGCCAUCGUCCACAACGGUGCCAUCGUAAACUGGAAUGCCGAUUAUGACAAGAUGCGUGCUGCUAAUGUUGACUCCACGGUUGAUUUGCUCAAGGCUACUGUCAACUCCGCCGCUUCUCCCAAGUUCAUCUUCGUCUCCGGUGGUAUCAAAUCUGAUCCCACCACGGAUCGCACCAUUCUCGCGCAGUAUCUUGGCAAUAUCACGGGUUAUACCCAGACCAAGUUUGUCUCCGAGGGCAUUAUUCAAGAGAUUAUCAAUACUCUCCCCGCUGACCAGAACCGCAUUUCUACUCUCAAACCCGGCCGCAUCAUUGGAUCUCCCGAGACCGGUGUAGCUAACGUGGAUGAUAUGCUAUGGCGUGUUGUUUCUACUGCUGCUUCUCUUCGCGUCUAUCCUGCAGAGCCUGAGGAGCAUUGGGUCUCUGUCGCUGACGUUACCACCGUUGCAUCAUCCGUGCUCAGCCAAUUAUACGCAAAGGAAGGCAUCGCGCCCUUCGUCAGUGUCGCGGGUGGCAUGCCAGCAACAAUUUUCUGGGACAUCAUCAACAAGGAGCUUGAUGUUCCUUGCGAACCCCUCUCUCCAGAUGAAUGGACUCACCGUGCUUUGGAAUCAAUGAACGAAGUCGGCGACAAACACCCUCUAUGGCCUGUGCAGCAUUUCCUUGGCAACCUUGGCUCUGUUCGAACUGCUAAAGAAGUUGAAACUGAAGGCAUUGAGCAUGAGCAGUGGCAUAUGGCUGUUAAAAUGAGCAUGCGCUACCUCAUGAAAAUUGACUUCAUUCAAUCGUCUACUGAUGGUUUUGCCAAGCCUCGUCGCGCUGGUACUUUCCAGCGUAUACAUGGUUAA
Trichoderma virens Gv29-8 is the source of this 62676-nucleotide messenger RNA. RefSeq names its product Non-robosomal peptide synthetase (gene Tex1). The transcript has 3 exons. Gene Ontology annotation, molecular function: phosphopantetheine binding; acyltransferase activity. The record is from RefSeq and is a predicted model, not a curated record. Gene Ontology annotation, biological process: amino acid activation for nonribosomal peptide biosynthetic process; secondary metabolite biosynthetic process. Gene Ontology annotation, cellular component: cytoplasm. The coding region runs from base 1 to 62676 and encodes 20891 amino acids. NCBI's taxonomy places the organism in Eukaryota, Fungi, Ascomycota, Sordariomycetes, Hypocreales, Hypocreaceae.